Messenger RNA from Podarcis lilfordi (Lilford's wall lizard), 45136 nucleotides. The record is from the annotation of a GenBank genome assembly. NCBI's taxonomy places the organism in Eukaryota, Metazoa, Chordata, Lepidosauria, Squamata, Lacertidae.
AUGAAGCAUGUGGUUCCGCACAGUCUAUCCCCCAACCAAAGAUCCUCCAGAGCAAAGGAUCUGCCAGGACAACUGCUGGUUGUCAACGGCUGCUGCUGCUUCUUCCACCUCACCUCUUGCCUUUCUCUCUCUCGCUCUCUUUCCAUAGUUCACGGCAUCAAGUGGACAUGCAGCAAUGGGAACAGCAGUUCGGGCUUCUCUGUGGAGCAGCUGGUGCAGCAGAUCCUGGACAGCCACCAGACCAAACCGCAGCCUCGGACGCACAAUUGCCUCUGCACUGGCAACUUGGGUGAGGAGCAGGAGCUUGCAGGGCAAAAACGUUCUGCACUCUCCCAGUUUUGGAAUGCCACAAAGUGCUGGAUUUGUGGGAGGGCGGAAUCAGGGUGGGAUGUAGGUUGGCGGGGAAGCAAGGCACCUGCUUUGCACGCAGGAGGGUCACAGAGCUGGGAAGGUCCUCUGCCUGAAAAACUUGAAGAGCCACUGCCAGUCCAUGUAGACAACACUGACAUGGAUGGACCAAUGCUCUGACUCUAUAUAAGGCAUCUUCCUGUGCUCAGGGCCAGCUCACACCUGAGAUAAAGUGAAGCAACUGCCUCAGGUGGCAGAAUCCACAGGGGCAGCAGAUUCUGGUGUAGACCAUUAUUCCUCCUUUGUUCCUGAUGUCAAGCUUCACUUUCCCCUUCUUCCCUGGUGGAGAGGGGAACACCAUUUUGUAGUUCAUUUCAAGUGUCAAAAUGUCUUGGGCCAGUCCUGCCUGCGCUCCCCAUGUCCCUAUGGGGCAGGAGGGUUGAAGGGCUCUUAGCCAUAAUACCUUAAACAGGACCUUACAUUAGAGAGACGGCAGACAUGAGAGGUGGACAAAUCAGCCGAUUUCUAGGCAACUUGGGGAGGUAACUUCCAGUUUGUCCCUUUACUGAGCAUUCAGCCUGAUUUGGUGGUGGGGAGGGCACAUUAUUUUGUCAAAGGAAGUAUUAUCCUUCGCUUCCCAGCAUAUUUGCUAGUCACUCUGCUUAGUGCAAAAUGUCCAGUCUUUUGAGGAAACAGGUCUGUGCAAGAGCUGGAAAUUGAUUAUAAUUGCACGGCCUGCACUUGCCAGGAUACGACUGAAUCCUCACCCCACCAAUAAAAGGGGACAUUCUGUAUGUGCCCCAAAUUUCAGACAUAUAUUCCAUCUUGUUUCUUCUUCAGACUACAAACCUCUUUUAAAUAAUCACACAAGGAAUUACAUUAUUUUUGUAUAUUUUAUCUUAAAAUAUGUGUUUUGUACACAUUUUAUUCUAAAAUGCUUACUUUUGUAUGCAUUUUAACCUAAACUAUGAAUCUUUUUUAUGAUUUUCAGAUUUAUACAUUUCAAUAAUUUUACACUCAUUUUAACAUUUCAAAACUUGACUUCCUUCCCCUUCUUUUUGUGGUUCCUUAAAUUCUUUUAAUUUAUACUCUCCUCCUUCUUGUUCUAAUAAAUUUCUAUAAGUUGUCCACCCUUCUAUCAUAUUCUUUUUCUUUACUGCUAUAGCUUCCAACAGUGAGAGCCAAAGUGGUUUUUACCUUUAAUAAAUGUUUGUAUUUAUCCCAUACUCUAUACAAAUUUUUCCUAAUUAUAUGAUUUGUAAAUCCUUUAUGUACUUUCACCUCUUCAUACCAUAAAUAAGCAUGCCAACCAAAGAUAUUACCAUGACCUUCUAAGUCUAGAUUAUGUGAAUUCUCUAAUGCCAUCCAUUCCUUCAACCAACAAAGACAGGAUGCCUCGUAGUAUAGUCUCAUAUCAAAACCAAUGAAAAGCUAAGUUCCCUCUGGCCCACGUCUUAGUCCAAAAGGCACAAAUCCAGCUGUAGGCAAACCAUGUUCAGGCUGCAGCUCUGAAUCCCCCAACAGGUUGAUCCUUUCAUGGUGCUUUUGCCCAUCUUGCUCUUGCUCUAAGGCUGACGGCUGUAGAAAGCUUCAGCUGUUCAGUCCCAGCCAUCCCUCUGCAUUAGAAAGUAAUACAGAGAAACUUCUGGCAUAAGGACCAGCUGACUUGUGUUCCAGUCCACGAUUAACCUUCUGUUUCUGCUUGGGACAGGCGCAGGUAGCAGUGUGCACCACAAGUGCAACAGUGCCAAACACCGCAUCAUCUCACCAAAGGUCGAGCCGAGGUCAGGCGGGUACAGCGCCCACUCCGAGGUGCAGAACAACGAUGUCUCUGAAGGGAAGAACGAGCACAGCCAUGGCAAGUCCUCCAGCCGGGAGAAAAGGAAUGGCAAAGUGGCCAAGCCGGUCCUGCUGCAUCAGAACAGCACAGAGGUCUCCUCAACCAAUCAGGUGGAAGUCCCCGACACCACGCAGAACUCCCCCGUGUCCAUCAGCAGUGGGUUGAACAGUGACCCCGAUGUGGCGGACAGCCCAGCUGUCACCGGGGUCUCCAGCAUGGCCGUUGCCUCAGUGAUGGGCAACCUGUCGCAGAGCGCCACGGUCUUCAUGUCGGAUGUGACCAGUGAGGCCGUCUACACAAUGUCACCCACCGCGGGUCCCAAUCAGCACCUCCUCUCCUCGGACGCAGCUGCCCAAGGGCUGGUCCUGGCCGUGAGCUCGGAUGGCCACAAGUUCACCUUCCCCACCGCCAGCAGCUCAGAGGGCCUGUCCAUGCUGCCCGCCAGCGUCUCCGAAGAGCUGGUGCUCUCCACCACUCUCGACAGUGGCCGGAAGAUCCCAGAAACCACGAUGAAUUUCGACCCGGACUGCUUCCUUAACAAUCCCAAGCAGGGGCAGACGUAUGGAGGAGGAGGCCCCAAGGCAGAUUGCCUGGGCCCCAACAUCAGGCAGUCCCCCACGACAGAGCGCGGGUUCAACUUCAGUGCAGCCCUCACCAAGGAGAUUAAGACGGAGGACACGUCCUUUGAGCAACAGAUGUCAAAAGAAGCGUUCUCCUCCUCUUCCUCGUCCAACUCGCUCACCCUUACGACCGGUUCCAGUUUGCUCCCGUCCGGCGGAGGCCUCAGCCCCAGUACCACCUUGGAACAAAUGGACUUUAGCGCAAUCGAUUCCAACAAGGAUUACUCCUCUGGUUUCAACCAAGCGGUCCAGAGCCCCCACGUCCACCAGACCCCUUCCCCCAGUUUCUUCCUGCAGGAUGCCAGCAAACCUCUGCCUCUGGAGCAAAACAGCCACAACAACCUGAACGAUGCAAGCAGUUCCUUUGUCAACCCUUUAGGGCUCCCCAACGUGAAGACGGAGGCUUCCUCCCAGAGCACUUCCAACUGCAACGGCACGGUGGAAGCUCGCAUCGAGUCCACCUCUUCGCUCCAGCUCAUGCAGUUCCAGGCAAACUUCCAGGCUAUGUCGGCCGAAGGCGAGGUCCCAAUGGAGACCUCUCCGCAGGCGGAUGGGAAUGAGAACCUGCUGAAGACGGGGGAGCUCCAGGCCUGUGGCGGGACAGAGCACUACAUGCAGCCCGAGACCAACGGGGGCAGCUUGCGGAAUGGGAACAGCCUCCCCAUCCUCCAAGGGAACAUGGUGCAAGGCCUCUACCCAGUAGCCCACCCGGGUUUGAACAACUCCUCCAACAUGGAGCUGAGCUUGGACCACUUUGACAUCUCCUUUAGCAACCAGUUCUCUGACCUGAUCAAUGAUUUCAUCUCGGUGGAAGGUGGGAGCAACACCAUCUACGGGCACCAGCUGGUAUCAGGCGAGAGCAGUGGGCUGUCCCAGCCGGAGGACGCCAACCGGGCCUCCUACAGCCAGGCAGAGAUGUGUAUCCCCUGCUGCAGCCCCCAGCAAGCCAGCCUGCACCUCAGCAGCAGCACAGAGAAUGGGGCAAGCACUCUGGCCUACAUGCACGUGACUGAGGUGGUGUCGGCAGCGGCAGCAGCCGCUGCUGCUCAGGGCACCCUGGGCAUGCUCCAGCAGAGCGGGCGCCUUUUCAUGGUGACGGAUUACUCGCCCGAGUGGUCUUAUCCAGAGGUGAGCUGUUUGGCUUUUCAGCCCUUGGUGGGUUUUUGGCAGUGCUAUUUUUUCUAGAAAAAGAGGUGCAGGAACUCACCAUGAUGAACACCUUCCUUGUUAUCUUAGAAUGGCAAAGGUGCCCACCUGAGAGAUGCCAGAACUGAGUUCCAGUGAGUUGCGGCUGGGGGGGGCAGAAGCCCUGGGUUUUGGAAAUGAGAUAAUUUGGCUUGCCAAGGAGGGGAGGGCCCCACCUCUCUACCUGACUGUCCCUUCUGUGCUCCAGGGAAGUUGGAAAGGAAGGAAAUCCAAAACCACAGCAUGCAAGGGAGAGGGAGCUUCUGCUGUCAGAGGUUUUAUGCCUCUGAAUGCCAGUCCUGGGAGCCACAAGUAGGGAGGGUGCUGCUGCUGCUGCUGCUGCUGUUGUGCUCGUGUCCUGCUUGUGGACUUCCCAGAAAAAAACAUCUGGUUGACCACUGCGAGAACAGGAUUCUGGGACCUGAUCGAGCUGCUGCUGGGCUCCUCUGGUGCUCCUAUAUUCUUCUUUCCAAUAGGCAUUACAGUCUCUCAUUCCCAACAAGGCCUCUGUCCCUCCCUGUUUUAGGCUGAGAGAGAGAUUGGGGUUAUUGGGAGUAGGUAGGUGAGGGACGCGAGUGGCGCUGUGGGUUAAACCACAGAGCCUAGGACUUGCCAAUCAGAAGGUCGGCAGUUCAAAUCCCCGCGAUGGGGUGAGCUCCCGUUGCUCAGUCCCUGCUCCUGCCAACCUAGCAGUUUGAAAGCACAUCAAAGUGCAAGUAGAUAAAUAGGUACCGCUCCGGCGGGAAGGUAAACGGCGUUUCCAUGUGCUGCUCUGGUUCGCCAGAAGCGGCUUACUCAUGCUGGCCACAUGACCUGGAAGCUGUAUGCCGGCUCCCUUGGCCAAUAAAGCGAGAUGAGCGCCGCAACCCCAGAGUCGAUCAUGACUGGACCUAAUGGUCAGGGGUCCCUUUACCUUUUAGGUGAGUGACACAAUUGCCAGCUUCAGCCUAGAAAUAUUUUGAAGCCACCCAGAAUGCUGCCCUGCUACCCGCUCACCUAUGUAGAGCAUUUGUUCGGGCAGAAAAGUGCAAAAUGCACCUUGGAUGAAAGGCAGGUAGAGAGCUGGCCUCCUGGCAGUGCCACGCAGCCAAUCAGCUUUAGCCACAUGGUGACAUCACAAAACCAAACCAGACUGGGCAGGUGUUCACUGAAUGGGUGAACAUUUCCGCCCUGUUUCCUAAAGCCAUUCAUCUUAACCCCAGAAAUAAACCAGUCCAUUCCCAGAGCAAAGUGCCUGCGUGUUGAUGGGAUGCCUUUCAUGAAACACAUCCUUCUGUGUUACCUUUCUCCAACUGCACACCAAGACUCCCAGGGUGGACACUAAAUGUGCACUGGCCAAGGAGCUGCAACCAGACCUGCUCACAGCAUCCACACUUUUGACUCUUUAGAGAAGUAGAUUUGGAAAGUAUUAACAAUGUGUGUGUCGAGGGCCUCCCAAUCCAAGCUGGUAAAAUCACUUUUUUGAAAAGUGUUUUCCUGCCUUUCUGCCACUGGGGGUCAGCACAGGAGAAGCAUAUUUCGGAUUCUCUCCAGGUUUUUAGAUCUCCUGCCCAAAUGUGGCAUUUCCUCUUUGGCAGAAACCAAUGCAGGGCGGCUCUGCAACCUGAAGAUGUUUCUGGUCCUACUUGCUUGGACAGAGGCAGCAAUGGGACAGAGGCCUAGCCUUCCCCCGGCCCACAUUUGAUUCCCUCUCCCAUGCAACUUAGGCUAAAAUAAGUCCUCCCUUCAGAGUCAAGGGUCAGUUUUCUUUGCAGAAUAAGCAGCAGCUGCAGCAAGCUACUGUGGCUUUCCCCACAGAGCCACUUCUCACUGAAAAUGCCCACAGCGGGAAAUAUUGUGUCUUUUCCUCCUAGUGAGUCAGGCACAAUAUUGUUCUGAAAAACAGGCAGAGGGAGAGUGGGUUAAGAUGGCCCUCCCCUGUUGCUGCUCCUCCAGGCUCUUUUACGUUUUUUAGCAAAAUCAGGAGACUGUGAUCCACUUCUCUCUCCUACUGUCUAGCUGGGCCCUGAGAAUCUCAGCCUGACUCAGGAGCUACAGGUGAGCGGAGAGGGACCUUUGCAGCAGCAGCUCCCUUCUUCUGGAAGCGCUUUGGAAAGGAAGUCUGAAUGUCCCUCUCCUGUGUUGUGGUUCCAGUAUUGAUGGAUUGGUUUUUAUUUCUCCUGCUUCAAGGGGCUUUCCUUCAGGUGGAAUGGCAACAAGCUUUGAGGUCCUUAUUGGGAAGAAAGCUGGGCAGUGAACAUGCCUGAUAACAUUCAUCAGACAAUAGGUUGCUGCAUCUUCCAUUCUUUCAGAUGGGGAACUGAGGCAAAGACCGACUUCUCUAGGCCACUGAAGCCAAGGGUGGUAUUUGAACCCCUGCUGGUGGUGUUCAAUGCUAGUCCUACUCAGAGUAGGCCCAUUGAAGUUAACAGACAUGAGCAACUUAGGUUCAUUAAUUUCAGUGGGUCUACUCUGCAUAGGUCUUAGCUGAAUACCAGCUCACAUCUGCCCCAUUUACACUUAACUUCCUGUCUACUAGGUGGCAUUGGUUACAGGACUUUGUUGGAGGAAAUAAGGAAGACAGUAUCUGAUGGAGUGGCACAUGGUUCUUCUCUGCUUCCCACAAAGCUAGCCUUUGCUGAGUGGUGCCUUUCCAAUGUUUGGGGCUACAAUAUGGCCGUGACAGCUGGGGAUGAUGGGAGUUGUAGUCCAAAGCCUCAGUUGGGCACCUUGAACCACACACAGCUCCACACUUCCAGUUCCCAACUGAAAGCCACCUCAUAGAUAUGGGAGGCCCUCCUACCUCGCCAUGGAGCCCUGCCUGCUUGCCUGGUCUUGGUUGUCCCACAUGCAGCAGGCAUUGGCCGCCAGGGCUGAGAGCCCCUUGACAUCCAUAUGACUCUUAUUUUCUCUCUCUGUGGCAAAUGCCAGUAACUUUGUGGAGCAGGAGGAGGAGGGAGCCCCCGAGAGGAGGCAGCCAAGAGUGAUCCAAGAUUGACUCCUCCUGACCCCCAUUCCCUGCUCUGCUUGCUUUUUUACUCUGCAGGGGGGCGUGAAGGUGCUGAUCACAGGGCCCUGGCAGGAGGCCAGCAAUAACUACAGCUGCCUGUUUGACCAGAUCUCAGUGCCGGCCUCCUUGAUACAGCCGGGGGUGCUGCGCUGUUAUUGCCCAGGUGAGAAAUCCAGGAGAGUGUGUGUGUGUUUUAAAGCCACUGUGCUGGAGGUGUUGCAUCAGAAAGAGCUGGGGCAAAUAAUAAUAAUAAUAUAUAAUAUUUAUACCCCGCCCAUCUGGCUGAGUUUCCCCAGCCACUCUGGGCGGCUCCCAAUCGAGUGUUAAAAACAAGACAGCAUUAAAUAUUAAAAACUUCCCUAAAUCAGGCUGCCUUCGGAUGUCUUUUAAAGAUAAGAUAGCUGCUUAUUUCCUUGACAUCUGAUGGGAGGGCGUUCCACAGGGCGGGCGCCACUACCGAAAAGGCCCUCUGUCUGGUUCCCUGUAACCUCACUUUUUGCAAUGAGAUAACCGCCAGAAGGCCCUCGGCGCUGGAUCUCAGUGUCCGGGCUGAAUGAUGGGGGUGGAGACGCUCCUUCAGGUAUACAGGACCAAGGCCAUUUAGGGCUUUAAAGGUCAGCACCGACACUUUGAAUUGUUCUCGGAAAUGUACUGGGAGCCAAUGCAGAUCUCUCAGGACCGGUGUUAUGUGGUCCCGGCGGCCACUCCCAGUCACCAGUCUAGCUGCCACAUUCUGGAUUAAUUGCAGUUUCCGGGUCACCUUCAAAGGUAACCCCACAUAGAGCUCAUUGCAGUAGUCCAAGCAGGAGAUAAUUAGAGCAUGCACCACUCUGGCGAGACAGUCCACAGGCAGGUAAGGUCUCAGCCUGUGUACCAGGUGGAGCUGGUAGACAGCUGCCCUGGACACAGAAUUAACCUGUGCCUCCAUGGACAGCUGUGAGUCUAAAAUGACUCCCAGGCUGCACACCUGGUCCUUCAGGGGCCAGUUCAAGCCUUUGGCUUCCAACCGCAGCAUGCCAGGUUCCUGGAAACCUAUGAGUUGGGGAGGAGUAAGGAAGCCCUCCCCGCCAUUCGUUUCCAGCAUCUGUUAUUUGUAGGGACACGGCCUCUGAGCAUGGAGGUUCAAUUUGACUGUCGUGUCGGUAGAUCUGUCUUCUGAUCUGUUGCUUUUCAUAUAGAUUUUUUCCCCACCUGCUGCUGCCGUCCCAGUUUUAUUGCAUUGUUUAAGCUGUCCUGUUGUUCAGUUCAGUUUGUUGUUUAAAUGGUCAUGCUGGCCACAUGACCCAAAAAGCUGUCUGCGAACAAACGCAGGCUCCCUCGGCCUGAAGCAAGAUGAACGCCGCAUCCCAUAGUUUCACUGGACUUAACUGUCCGGGGGAAUUUUACCUUUACCUUACCACUUUGCAGCAGACAGAGAGCCAGCCUCUGCUUCCAGAAAGGGCAGGUGGUGGGGAGGAGAGGGAGUUGCCACAGUCCCCAACACAAUGAGAAAGGUGUGUUUUGCAGGUGCCCAGUGAAGGCUUCCGUGUGUUGGGAUCACUUUCUUAAAAGCCACCGUCUCCCUUUGCCUUUCAGCUCAUGACACGGGGCUCGUCACUCUGCAAGUGGCCUUCAACAACCAGAUCAUCUCCAACUCGGUGGUCUUUGAGUACAAAGCACGGGCACUGCCACCCUUGCCUUCCUCUCAGCAUGACUGGCUGUCCCUGGAUGGUGAGAAAUGCAAACAUAGCUUCCAGAGUGGUGGGUGGUCUUGGGGGCAGGAGGUCAGACUGUGCAGUGGGGGCUCCAAUCUCCUGAAGAUGGGGAAAGUGUCAGGCUUGAUCGCUGGCGAAUCCCUUCCUUGCAAACAGAGCUGUUGCCUUCGGUUUUGUCUUGUAAAAGAUACCUUAACUAGCCCAUCCACCAGCAGGUCUCAGCCCCUGUGACUCUGGAGCACUCCUGAGUGAUAAAUCUCAUUCCAAAGCAAGCCCAGAAUCUAAGAAUGAUGUAUAGAACCAGAAGUGACUGCAAGGGCAAUCACAAGUGUUUCUGGGGUGCUUCAGAACUCUGCAGCCCCAGAUGUGCUCUAUCAGUAACAGGGAUGCCACAAGUUCUAGGAUAGCUCAGUUGGCAGAACAUGAGACUGUUAAUCUCAGGGUUGUGGGUUCAAGCCCCACGUUGGGCAAAAGAUUCCUGCAUUGCAGAGUGGUUCCUUCAAACUCUACAAUUCCAUGAUUCCAAAAACAGUGCCUCCCCUAGGCAACCACAUCCACCAGCCUUCCAAAGCUUUGUGCCCUCCAGAUUACUGAUGCUGGCCUCCAACUCAGAGCGACCCCAAAAGCCAGCAUGACCAAUGGUUAAGGAUUGUGAGGAAGGCUGUAACCCAAACAUUUAGAAGGCACCAGCUUGGGGAAGGCUGUGCAAAUGAGCGGGAGGAUGGCAGGAGCUCUGCUCCUCCUUCUACCUGUUCCUUUGUGGAAAAAGCCAUGCUCUGCCAGAGGCUCGGUCUAUUAAUUUCCUUGGCGGUGGGGAAGCUGACCCAGAUUGUUCCCAGGCGACUCUUCAAAGAGUUCCACCUCCAGCUGACUCAGGCAACCUGGAUUUUCUGUAGCUUAAAGGGUGAAAUGGGGGAUAAUGAAAAUGCACUGCUCAGGUUUCCUGGGGGAACUGAGGCUCACCAAGCUAAAAGAUGUGAGUGGGAGAGAUGGAGGGUGCUACAGAGAUCCCUUUUCUCCUACAGGAGACGAUAGGGCACCAUUCUGAUUUCAUCUAAUCAAAUUUUAUUGGCUCCGUUUGCACAGGGGUGGUGGUGGGGUAGGAAAUGAUUACCAUUCAAAUGCAACAAGAAUCAAAGCCAUAAAAGUCUGCCAAACAGCAAGGCAGGUAAAAGACAGUCCAGGGAGCUUUCUUUUUGAACACUUCCAGAAAAUCCAGGAAACCCGACUUGCUAGCAGUGAGGAAUACCUGCCCAGGGAGGGAGACACCUGGGAGGAGGUGCAGCUCCUGCAAAGCAGCUCUGCUUUGGGGCUCUGAGCUGUCUGUGGGCUGCAUCACUCCAGACAUUUCAUGGGGGAGCCACAUGACAAAAUAUCCCUGUGUGCCAAAACAACAAACCCCCCAUGUGGAAAAUUGUUGGGGAGAGGAAGGGCUCUGAGCUCCUUCUGCAGACAUUUCUUCUUCAUGGGGAAGGAUCAGUUAAUCAGAGGAUCCCUCAGGUACAUUUAAUCUGAUGUACUAUACUCAGGUGUAGCUGCAAUGCCUUAGCAAGAGCUAGGCCACUAUCCUUGCAAGCGUGAGGGUUGCUCAAAGACACAAUGAGCAUUUGCAGAUGAUGCAAAACUGUGAGGGAGAGCUACUAUCACCGCAGACCUUGUGAGAACAGGAAACUGGGCCAAAACUAAUUUUUUUAAAAAAAUAACAGCAACAAAUGCAAAGUUCUAUAUUUAGAGAGAGGCACCCUGAAGUGUUGUUGCUGUUGUCAUUUGGGGGGGGGGGACCUGCCUUGGCAGCAUUACAUGCAAAAAUGAUCUCAGAAUUGUAAUCAGCUACAACCUGAACAUGAGCCAGCACUGUGAUAUGGCUGCAAAAAAAAGGCAAAUAAUUUUAGGCAACAUGAAUAGGAUCAUAGUUUCCAAGUCCUGGGAAGUAAUAGUUCUAAUUUAUUCGGCAGUAGUCCAACCUGGUCUGGAGGACUAUGUCCAGGUAUGAGUGCCACACUCUUAAGAAUGAUGUAGACAAGUUGUAUUAUAGACUGGGGCGGGACCUUGGAGACACGUGAUGCCUGGCUCAGUGCAGAAUCUGCAAUAGCAGCCUCCUUAGCAGCUGGUGACCGUUCCACCUCCAGCCAAGGAGAGCCCAUCGUCUCCUGAGGCAGCCUUCAAAAUGGGGAGCGUGUCACACCCUGAAAUGCAGGAAUGCCCAAAGCCAUUUCUCAGGCUUGGCUUGGCUGAGCUGGGCACCGGCAUGCAGGAGGGGGAGGCAGGGAAUAAUGGCUCUCGUGUGAUUUGGGGGUGGGAAGAGAGGAAAGUAUAGCUGAUCUAGGAAAAGGGGGAGGAUUGCCUUGCCGGCUCUGCUCCGUAUGCUGAAGGGGACCUGCCCAAGGGAAGGCCGUCCCAACGUCGAUCCCACCCCAGUUUAGCCAUGCGUCCUUGCCGCAGACCCUUUGCUUCACGGAUGCCCCAGCACAAGAGUUGGAGGAGGCUCCCGCCAAAGCCCACCCGCAGGGAUGGGGGGGAGUGGGGGAAGCAGGGAGGCCGAAUCCAGGGACGGCAGGAGCAACCCGAAGGCAAGCCGUGGGGAGGGGGCACUUUUCAGCCCGCGGAGGAGAAGGGAGGGGGACGGCGCAAGGCAUAGCGCCUUGCAGCUUGGAGGGCGACGGCCGACAGCCAGCCAGGGCCGGCGAAGGGGCGAGGCGGGCGGCUCAGCCCGGCGGGAGGGGGGCGGCGUUGCCGCGCGGAGGCGGCUCCAGCCGCGCUUUGUCAUAAUGCGGAGCGCCCCCUCCCCGGCGGCUGCAUUGCGGGCGCAGAGCGGCGGCAAGAGCGAGCGGGACUGGCCAGGUCGCUCGCUCUCCGGGGCGAGCGCAUCCUCCUUCUCCUCCUUCUCGUGCGCUCCGGCCGGGCAUGGCGGGGCCGCGACGGACGGCGCAGGCAAGGCAGGGCUGGGCUGGGCUCCGCGGGCGAGGUGGGCGGCGGCGGCGCGGGGCGUCCCGGGCCGGGCACCUGUUGCGCUGCCCCGACGGCUCCUCAUUGGCUCCGGCGCGCGUGUGGCGAGCGGGCGCUCCCCGGCGGCAGCGGGGGCUGAUGUCACUUUCCGCGCUGCGGAUUGGCCGCGCAGAGGCGGGGAAGGAAAAGGAGGGCUGCCCAAAGAGCCCGGCGGGCUGGCCGGCCGCUCGCUCGCUCGGGCUGCGUCCGAAGGGACCCACGGGCGGGCGGGCGAGCUGGCUGGCAGGUAAGUGCGCCUCGCUCCCGCCCUGCCCACUUUCUUUGCGCCACCGCGGGGCCCGCGCGGAAGGUGGGAGCGGACUCCAGGGGAGCGCCAGGCGCGGACGAGGAGCGGGGAAAGUUCCCAGCCGCACGUGGGGAAGGAACGCGCCCUCUUCUCCCCCGCCCCCCACGGAAGUUCCUCGCUAUCCCCUACUUCGGGAGGAGGCUCCCGAUCGCCCACCGCCAGCAGCGGCGGCGACCUCUCCCUCGGGGCUUCCGAAACGUAAGGAAACUUAUUUUGAAAUGCGGGGGACGGGGAGAGAAAGCGAUUGGAACAAGAAAGUGGUGAAGCCUGCCCCGCCCCCCGCCCCAAGGAAGUGCCAGGCCUCCUUGAACUGGUUGACCCUCGGGGCCGCUUUUUGGACAAUAGUGUGAUUAGUAUACAGCUAGCUGGCGGGUGGGUGAUUUUUGCUCCCCAAAAAUAGGCUACUCAGCACUAUUUGUGCUCCCCAAAAAUAGGCUACUCAGCCAGAAGAGGUGGGCUGUGGAACCACCUGCCUUGGUUUGCCACCCUGGAAGUGGAGUGAAAUCCCAAGAGAGGGAGUGCCCCCCCCCCCGUCGAAAUCUGACAGUGUCAGGGAUCUCAGUCCCUAGCUGGAUUCAUGGGAGAGCUGGUUUUCCUCCAGGCAGGUUCAUCACUUGAUGACCACAACCUAAGGUAGAGCACAUGGAUUCUCUCCCUUGCUCCAGAGGGCAAGCCCAGAGGCCAAGGGUGCAAAUGGGAAGGAGGAAUGCCCCUCAUGGUACAGGAUCUUCCACUGUGGAAGGAAGGCAGCCUCUGAGGUGAUGGGCUCUAUCUAUCCUGUUAGGGUGCUGUCAUGGGUGCUGUAGUUGCAGAUCUCUGCCUUGCACAAGGUUGGGCUAGAUGUCCUGCAGCUCUGUCAUUCUAUAAUUAUGCUGUACAGCAAAGUCCUUUUCCUCCAGGCUGCAGAUAUUAGGCCCUCAAACAUGUGGGUGAUGCCUGGAAGAAUCUGGGGUAGGGGAAUGGCCAACUAGGUUAUAUUUAUUUGCUUGUCAAAUUUCUGUCCCCCAGCACCACCAAGAUCCCAGGGAGGCAAACAACAAAGCAGGAAGACAGUGUAGUUAAAAAUAAAACAUUUAAAGCAAUUAAGGACAUCUGAAAACAACAGCUAAUAAUGUCAAGCUUGCUGGAAUCAGAAUUUCUCAGUUAUCAAAUAGAAAUGUGUUUAAACUCCUCCUAAAUGUUAGUUUUGAGAGAGACAGAGGCAUCUCACCAGGGAGGACCACAGAUGGGGAACCACCACCAAAGGGGCCCUGUCGCUAGUCAGUGCCAGUUGAACAACUACCAGAAGUGGCAGCACCAAUUGUAGGGCUUGGAAUGGUUGGUAUUUGAAGGGGGGAGUUACUUGGGUCCCAGCUGUUUAGGGCAGCACUUUCAGGACUGGUGAUGCUUGGCCCCUUGGGGCUGCUCUACCCACCAAUCCAGCAGCUGCAUUCUGCAUUUGAGUGUCAGUCUUCCAAGGGCAUUGGUACCCUAUAUAUAAUUGCUUCACUGUUCCCCCACCUGAGAGAGAAGCAGGGUCAAUGACUCAAAAGUAACAUGGCUGGCCGAACGGUUUCUACAUGAAAUCUGGGCAAGCAAGAUGCAUUGUGACAUUUCAAGGGCAGAAGCAUCCUGAGAGUGCAGAGUAGGGUCAGUGGUGGAUGUGGCUUGUGCAGAGACUCUUGGUGCCAGAUACACCAAGAGGGCUGCAUAAGUCCCCCAGGCCUGAGGUUCCUCACUGUUUCACUGGGGUGUUUGGAAGGAUGCAAGCUGGCCGUCCUCAGUGCCUUGGUAUCCAAAGAUAAACGCCUGCAACCUGGAGGGCCCAUUUAGCCUACAUGCCUGCUAGCUGUUGUUUGGUCUAUCCAUUGGAAGGUGCCAACAGGGCCAAAGACCCUGGGCAUGCAUUGCUUUCUUUUUGAGAAUGUUUAAAUACAGAAGCUGAUUCUGUUUUGGGUGGUUGAGAAAACCCAAGAAAGCACUCAGAAGCAGGACAGUGUGAUGCAGAAGAAGAAUUGCUAGCACAUUGAUUCCCCCAGAUUACUCCACACACAAACUUCUCAAGACUUGGGACCUUUUUGUCAGUGAUUUGCCUUUUGCUUUUGCUCCCCAUGUCAGGAAUGGGAGUAGCCCUCUGAUUCACACUCUUUCUCUUUGUUUCUCUCCUGUGUUGCCGCAGAGAACCAGUUCAGGAUGUCUAUCCUGGAGCGACUUGAGCAGAUGGAGCGGAGGAUGGCCGAAAUGACUGGGUCCCAGCAGCAGCAGCACAAGCAAGGCGUAGGUGGUGGUGGGGGCAACGGCAGCGGCAAUGGAGGUAGCCAAGCACAGGUACAUGCUGAGCCCCCUGGCUGUGUUCCUGGGUGCCCCACAGGAGUACUUUACAUUCAAGAGACUUUUGCAGUCUCUUCAGACUUUUGUGCCACUCUAGGGAGGCUUCCUCCUCCCUCUUGACUUUGAAGUGGCUGCUAAUGGUGCGAAACGAAAAACCACCAGUACCAUCUGGGAGGAGGGGAACAUUUAAGGUAGAGGCUUUGUGCUCCAUGAUGCUGGACCACCCACUGUAGGUUAGUGGUAGAGCCCCUCCUUUGCAUGCUGAAGGUUCCAGGCUCAACCUCCCAUGGUAUCUCCAAGGUGGGGCUGGAAAUGUCUCCUGCUUGAAACCCUGGAGAGUUGCUGCCAGUCAGUGUAGACAGUACUGAGCUAGAUGGACCAAUAGUCAGACUCAGCAAAAGGCAGCUUGCUAUUUAUCUUCUAUGUUCAGUGUUGAUAAUGAAGAUGAACAGUCCAUUUUGGGUACAAAAAUUGCCCCUUGAAGACAACAAGUAAGGAGAGAUAUGUGCUACUAUGUGGAAAUUAAAGAAGCUAAAAUGCUCAGAAAUGAGAGCCACUAAUAUUGUAGUUAGUGUAAUUGGUUGCUCAUUCUGAAGGGGGAAAAUAAUGCAUAGACAGUUUAAAAAAAACAAAACAGCAGCAGCAACAACCAGCGUAUCUUCCGCAUUAGCUCCUUGGGCCCUUCCCAGCUGUAUUCUUGGGGAAAGCUGUGAUGGUCCUUUCUCACAAGCUCAGACUUGCACUUCCUUGUGUUUUCCCAUGUUUGAGGGACAUGACCCAUUCAUAGCACAGAGCCAACAAGCCCCAGCUGUUUGAGGACAGACUCUUCCACCCUUCAAGCUGUCAUUUGUUCAUGGCAAAAUCCAUUAAGAAGCCUUAGACUCUCUGCCCACACUGCUUGGCUUGCUCUCCUGAGAGCUAGCCCCUGAGCCCAGUGCAUCUCUCCCUUGCAGUGCGUCUCGGGGGCAGCCACCUUGGGGAACUGCUUUGAGAGCCGUGUGGUGGUUGUGUGUGAGAAGAUGAUGAGCAGGGCCUGCUGGGCCAAAUCCAAGCACCUCAUCCACUCCAAGACCUUCCGGGGGAUGACCCUCCUGCACCUGGCAGCAGCCCAGGGCUAUGCGACCCUCAUCCAGACUCUCCUUAAAUGGCGGUAAGCACCUGGGGGGGUGCAGGGGCAGGUUCUGGGGAUGGGCACUUGGCUAUGCUGCUUACAUAGGAGGAGGCAGCUCCUGGGGUUCAGGGCUGUCCUGGGGACUUGGUAGGAACCCCUUAAGGGCUAUUGAAGCCCUCAAGUGACUAGUUGACUACCCCUUGUGCAAAUGAUUCCUCCCAUUGCUGUGGUAGCUAUAUCUUCACAGUACAUGAGUGCAAUCUAUUAUUGGGUCCAAAUAAGCAAAAAAAGAAACUCUUAAAUCCCUGAGCACUCUGGGUGUGUGGCCUUUGCCACUUGGGGAAGCUUGAUUGAAAGUCACAGUGUGGGAAUCUGUCUAGAAUUGAACUAUUUUGGAUGAAGAUUGGGCAGCUAUGGGAGAAAAAAUCCUUGUAAAACAAAUUCAGCAAGACUAAAAUAAAUUUCUUUGAAAAUAAUACAAAAAUGGCAUUUAAUGCCUUAAAAAAAGCACCAAAAUCCUACUCAGCUGCUUGCUGCAGGGGAUGUCAGGUUCAUGGUUCCUUCACACACAUGUGGUGGUAAAGUGCCAAAGUUGCCCAGUUCUGGGAUGAAAUAUUUGUAGAAGUAACAAAAAUACUGAGAAAACCUGUAAAGAAGAAGAGGGAAAAAACCACUAGAAAUAGCAUUGUUAGGUGUAUUCAGCAGAGACGAACUAAGGCUUAGUUAAAUGGCAGCAAGAACAUUGCUAGCCAGAAAUUGGAAAGAAACAAAGUGUUUAAAUGUAUUAAAAUGGUACAGUGUAAUCUGGGAAAUGGCACUUUCUGUAAAAAAAACACAUUUUUCUUUAGAUUGACAUCAGCAACUUUCAGACUCUCUCCACUCCAGUGCUUAUACAAACUUUACUGUUAUUAUUUAUAAUAAAUACUGUUAUUAUUUAUAGUUUAUAUGUCUUUAAGUGGGGUAAAAGGGGGGGUGCUAUGGAGGAUGUUUAGUUUGUAAUUUCCCCCUCUUCAAUAUGUAAUUCAAAUGUACAAUUAAUUUUUUUGCAAGUAACUUAAUAAAAAAAAGCACCACAGUCGAGCUGCCGCCCACAUUUUCUUUGGGGCAAAGAUUCCCCCCCUCCCCUGAGUAAGCAGCCCCAAAUGACUAGUCUCCUUUUUGGGCCCCCAGUACCAAGCAUGCUGACAGCAUCGACCUAGAGCUGGAAGUGGACCCCUUGAACGUGGAUCAUUUCUCCUGCACGCCGCUGGUAAGUAGCUAUGCCCUGCCCACGAGGUGCUCAAAGUCGCUUUUCUUUGCAGCUUGUGGUAACCAGGGAGAGGGUGGCAUGAGUUUCCCACUGGGAUCAUUGCACAAGUUUUGCAUCCUUAACAUGCCACUCCCUUUCCCUGAGCAUAUGUGAUGGAGUAGGCUUGCCAGCUGUGUCCAACUCCAAGAGACUUGAAUGUGAAACAAUGGAGCUGUCAUAUCCUGGGGUGCACACACCAAGACUUAACAAGCCUACAAACAGAUAGUUCUUUGAGUGGGUCCUGUAGUCUGCCACAGUCCCCUCUCCUUUUCUUCCUUGCCCACCCAACUUCUUUUUUCUUCCAGAUGUGGGCAUGCGCGCUGGGCCACAUGGAUGCAGCUGUGGUCCUUUACAAGUGGGACCGCCGCGCUAUCUCUAUCCCCGACUCCCUCGGGAGGCUCCCCUUGGCUAUUGCUCGUUCUCGGGGCCACGUGAAGCUGGCUGAGUGCCUCGAGCACCUGCAGCGGGAGGAGCAAGCCCAACUCAGGCAAACCCCCCGGAUCCCCUGUCCUUCGCAUGAGGAACCCAGCAGUGAGAACUGGAUCGCCCAGUGGCACAGUGAGAUGGUGGCCUCUCAGGAGCCCCAGAAGGGAGUCACCGUGAUUUCCAAUUCCAAUACAGGUACGAUGUUGUUGUUGUUUUUGUUUGAAAGGCCUCCAUCACAUUCCUUGGAGAAAAGGUUUGGCCCAUUCUCCUCCUCCUUCAUUUGUUUCCCAGAAACUUAGGACGAUCACACCGUGGUUAACUUUGGACGUCAGUAUCCUGGCUCAAUAAGCUGAGCUACACACAAACCUUCUACCUGCUGGCUCCAUCCACUUCUUUCUUCUGCUCUUGCUGCACACCAUGAAGACUUCCUGCGUUAACCAUUGUUUCCUUUUCUGUCCAAACCAGGAAAUGCUGGUUACCAGGGUGGGGGCACACCAGGUUUUGAGACAAACUUCUACUGUGGUUUCAGAACCUGGUUUGUGCCAGCCCUGGCAACCAUGGUUUCCUGGUUUAUAUGGAAUGGGAAGCUAUGGUUACUUUACACCUGACAUCUGGUACUGAGGAGGGAAGGGGCAGUGCAACAGCAGAACACAGGCACUAUGUACCCCAGCUUAACAAGUUCUGUUCAUCCAGUGCAGGUGAUUGAGUCCUCUUGGUUUAUCACAACUAGACCCUUGCCUUCCUGUUAUCAUCUAGAAACAGACUCAGGGUGAGGCCAGUUUAGAGACCAGUUUUGCCCCCUCUCAACAGUGUCCACCAAAUGUGCCCUUUUACGCAGGGAUGCUAUUCACAUAUGUGGGGAAAUUAAGGUGCCUGCCCCCUCUGUCAUAAGGAGGGGGCCUGCGUGCAUCUCCAUACAGAGCUGAUGCAGAGGUGCUCUGCUGUUCCCCACCUUGGGCACUUGCUUGCCAGGCCUCCAGAACCUCAUGGUCCCUUUGGCAGACUGAACGCAGGGCACAUUUCAUGGGAGCAGCACAUGCACAUGCACACUCGCAUGGCUGAAUCCUCACUUGUCUUCUGUUUGGUUCCAGAGCUGAGGCGGCCCCGGUCCGAGCCCUCCAGUUACUACAGCAGCGAGAGCCAGAAGGAGUACCCCGCGCCCAAAAAACACAAACUGAACCCCGACUACUUCUCUGCUCGGCAGGAGAAGCUUCUUUCCACCGCCCUGAGCCUGGAGCAGCCGAGUGCCCGGAAGCCAAGCUCCAGUGCUAAGCAAUCCCUCCCAGAGACAAUCAGCCCCAGGCAUGGGGUGCGGGACUAUGCGCGGGAGCUUGUCUCCGAAGUGGCUGGCUACCACGGCUCCGGCACACAGGCAGGGGCCAAGUGGAGCCCAAAGGAGGCGUAUAUUGGCGUGCCUGCGAUGCAGGUGGCAGGCAGCCCCAAGGGGCUGGCGCUGGGGAAGGACUCAGGGGCCCAGCGGCUCCAUCCGCGGGAGCAGAUGAGCGUGCUGAUGAUGGCGGAGCGGGAGGUGGCUGACGCAGAGCUCCUCUCCUUCCGGGACGGCACAGAAAGUGAGGACUGCUUGCAUCACAUGGAUGACCUGCAGGUGAGCCUUCAUAAAACACAUACCAGGAGAGUGAACCGUCCGGUAUCAAAAGCACUUCAAACAAAACAAUCAUUAAAAUGACUAGCUAUGCAAGAGGUAGUUUAAACAUUAAAAAAAAAACUUCAUGAAAAAGCUGGAAGUGAGAAUGCCAUUGCCAAAUCUCUGCUGGAAGAGUGUUCCACAGCAUGGAACCUGUUGCACUUAAACUCCCAAUUUUUGGUUGAGGCCCAUUGGGCUUCUGUAACAUGGGGGAGCAACUAGCAGUGCUCACCUGGAUAAUCUCAGUGAUCAGGCUGGGAUAUAUGAAGGUUCAGACAGUCCUUAAGGUACCCUGGGCUUAAGCUACUCAGGGUGUUGUAUAUCAGCAGAAGAACCUUGAACCUGGCCUGGAAUAUAAACAUCUGAAAUAAAUAAGGAUGGGAGGAAAUAAUGGGUGUCUAUUAGCAUGUAUGUGAGUGUAAAGAAGGGCAAGGGGUCUGCCCACUGCAUGUGGCCCUCAGUAGAGCAAAAAAGGCCAAGGUGGGUCAGAUGAUAUUCCCUGACCAUUUAAAAGAUUCUAUGUCAGCCCUCCUUGCUAUUCUGAGGGACUGGGAGGCUCUGCUUUUACUGCUGACUACAAGCCCUAUCAGGGAACCCAAUUCCCUCAGCCUUGCUGGUACAAUAAACAAAGGUUUAGGUAGCUGUGCUGCUUUCAUUUCCCACUGCUACCAACACGCUCAGAACUGCUUUCCAAACCUCCUAGUAGCUGAUAUAGCCAGCUUAGGGGUGAGGUGGACAUUUACACUAGAGACAGGAUGAACUCCUGACCAAGAUGGCUGGCUUCUUAAGGGGAAUGCUGUGUGCAUAAGGGAAACAUGGAUAUUUGCAAAGGGGUCUUAAAGAUGUUUGUUGACACUUUCUGAAGGCUCACGAAGUGCUGCUGUUGCUGACCCCAGCCUCUUUCACCUCAACCCAAAUUCCCUAAACAUCCACCAUAGACAAGUUUGCCCACCACCCACCCCAGCUCCUGGGGGCAAACUGUACUCCUGGCUGUUUGGACUGUUUGGUCAACUUCAAAAACCUGCUUGUGGGAAGACACAGGGCAGCCUCUCAAGCUAACUCCCUUCCCUUCAUUGUCAUCAAAUGAGUAUUAAUAACACACUGAGCAAUAGUAUUUAUGCCUCAGCUUUCUUUCUCUGGUCUUUUCUUCACACACCUUAUUGACUCCCCUUUUCCCUCAACUGUCAAACUUCGACGGGCUCUUUCUUAAGACCCAACCUGCAUGAUACAUUUAAAGCAAAAAGAUGUGACUUUAAACAGGCAUGGCUUCUUCCCCCAAAGAAUCCCAAGAACUGUUAAGUUUGAUAAAAGUGCAGAGAGUUAUUAGGACACCCCUUUCCCCUUCUUUCACAGAGAUUCAAUUCCCAGAGUUUUCCUGGGAAGAGGGAUUGACUCUUAAACCAAUCUGGGAAUUAUAGCCCUGUGAGGGGAAUAGGUCUUCUGACAACUCUCUGCAGCCUUCACAAGCUGCAGUUUCCCAUGAUGCUUUGAGUGAAGCCAUGACAGUUUAAAAUGGUUUAAAUGUAGAGGGCAAAUGGGGCCCAACUGACAUUUAACUCCCAACUGACGAGAAUCUCCAGCCAAUCAGAGUCUGCUGUCAGCCACACAGACCAAUCAGAAUGAAUUUAUCUGAACCAAGCAUAAUAAGAUUCUCUUGUCAUCACCAGCUACUGCUAAAUAGACUUGCAGCAUCGUGUAAUGGGACAAGGCCUCGACCUUUGCCAAUUGCAGAAUACUUUUUACCUUCAAAACCCAAGCACAAGCAUUUUAUGUACAGUGUUCCUCCUUGGUCUGACAGGAGCAGGUUCUGAGACCUGACAGGAAGGGAGGUGGUGGGAAGUGCUGUUCUCGCCUUACCUCCACCCACAUGCCCCUGAAAAGCUUUCCUUCUCACUUCACAGGUGACCAUGAUGACUCUGGCAGAGCACAUCAUCGAAGCGACCCCAGAGAGGAUCAAGCGGGAAAACUUUGUGCCGAUGGAGGCGCCACCAGCCGAGAGGACGGAGAGCGCCACCAUUAGCACUUCAAUGAGCUGGCUGGCCAGUUACCUCGCGGAUGUCGACCAUUUACCAAGUGCUGCUCAAAUAAGGUCUGUGGCCUUGUAUUACCAGGACUGGUCAAGCUUGUGAUGCCCGCUGGCCCAUAUUGACUUUUCUGGCCCUCACCUUGCAAAAUUGAAAACCCACCAGGGAGGAGGGGGGCUCCUUGUUGCUGCUGGUGCUGCCAUAUUGGGGGGGGGGGGGAAUCUCCUAGCCAGUGCCCAGCUGUUAGAUGCUUUAGUUCAUUUCUGAAUUUUGGGUUACAGCAGCUAAAAUUAAUCCACUUUGUUUUUCUGAGUCAAGCCAGUAAAGGUUCAGAACAUCCCUGAAACAGGUUCCAUUCAGGUUCGCUGGGUGUGGAGCAAGUUAACUAGUUACAACAAAGUUUCAACCCUUAACCCUCAAGUACUGUGAAAUAAACAUCACUGGAAUGCUAAAUAGUAAGCUUGCAGCUUACUGCACCAAGACUUAGCCCCUGCCUCAGAGAGGGUGAAGUGUAGUUUAACGGUGCUGGGAAUCAUAACUGUGUAAGGAGGUAAACUACAGCCCGAUGAUUCUUUGGGGAAACCAUGUGCUUUCACUGUAUGGUUCAGAUGUGACCAACUCACUUGUCUCUCCCCACCCUUAAUCUGAACCAAAUCCUGGAUUUGUUCUUUUUCUCCAGCCAGCCAGCAUGUCUUGGUGUUUGUGUAGCUAUGACCGUCUUCCCUCUGUGCCUCUUUUUGCAGAAGCCUGUACAUUGGACCCCUGACCCCUUCUUCCAACACCAGCCUGAGCCCUGCAAGCUCACCAGUCAAUGAAAUGGCUUUUGAGAAGCCCAGCCUCCCUUCGGCAACAGACUGGACAGAAUUCCUAAGCGCCUCCACCAGCGAGAAAGUCGAAAACGAGUUUGCGCAGCUGACCCUCUCCGAUCACGAGCAGAGAGAGCUCUAUGAGGCUGCCAAGCUGGUCCAGACGGUCUUCAGGAAAUACAAGGUGAAGGGCAGAAGUCGCUGUUGGUAGGGGUGGGUGCAGGGAAAUGGCAUCAGGGGUGCAUGGAAGCCUCCAAAUCUCCCUUUGGAAUCAGUGGCACUCCGAUGCCAGCUGACAGAAAGAAGUUACUUUAGAGCACAGUGGCAAGUGAAGUGGAAGCCCAGGGCUGGUGUUUGGCACAUGAUUGUCCAAUCUGCCCCUGCAUGUGUUAAAGGGGGCAGCAACAAAAAUGGCCCAGGAAGGUUCAAGGGAGGUGCCCUCCUCCCCUGCUGAUGCUGCAAAUCAGGGCCUUGCAGAGGCAGGCAGAGGCCCGGGCCAGGUAGAUAAUGUGCCCCCCCUUUUUUUUUUACCCUGGGGAUAACUGAAGUCUUAUAAAUAAGUAAGUAUAUAAAUAAUUUUCACAAAAGUUAUGCUGACAAAUAAUUUUAUUUCAAGGCUUGAACCGUAUCUGCAUAUAAAGACAAAAUGGAAAAUAUGGAUAUACAAUAGUGUUUUUUAAAAAUACAUAGGGAAUGUAUGCUGACCAAGGCCCUCUUUGGAAUCAGAGGCCCGGGCCAAGUGGCCCAUAUGGCCCCCCCUCUGUCUGGGCCUGCUGCAAAUACAUUGUUCAGUUUGCUCUAUGUUCUCCUAUAGUGUUUGUUUCCCCACUACAAAACAUGAGCUGUCACUGGCAGGAGCAGGAAAAUGCACUUCAUGGUUGUGUCAGGUGGUGCUCCAGAGGCUUCUGCAUUGGGCAGCCUGAUGUUCUUUACCACACUUCUUUCCAUGCUUUGAGUUCCAGUUCUCACAGGGUGCUUCUCUGAGGUAUUCAGAGAAUAAUCUACAGCCUUGACACCGUUGCACUUAUAUGCUGUGGCACUCAGGUCCUGCUUGCAGUCCCAUUACCUCUACCAUUUGUCCCCUUCCCCUGCAGGGACGCCCCCUCCGGGAGCAACAGGAAGUGGCCGCUGCUGUCAUUCAGCGUUGUUACCGGAAAUACAAACAGGUGAGCUGCAGAUGGCUUUAUAUUGGUACCACCAGGCAAGUGUGAGAAGCUACCCUGGACUGCUUUGUUUCUUAUAACUCAGCAGAGAGCUACUUCAGAAGUUUCAAAGAUGGAGUGUACCCAAGUUUCAGCCUCCACAAGUUAGGGAGCCUGGGUUACUCCUGCUUCCUUUGCCUCAUACCUCUUGUGAAAAAAUUAAGCAUCCCAAAGAGAGAGGCCCUCUGAUCCAACAGCUCAUUGCAUGGUCAAACAGUUUCAGCACCAUUUCAGACCACAGGUUGGGGUGGGAAUCAAUAGCAUGACACCUUUAAAAAAAGCUUGUUAGACCUCAGUCCUGUUCAUCCUUUCUUCUCCACCUGAAGCCUCAGAGUAAUCCCCCAGAUCAAUGUGUUGAGUCGAACUUCUGUAAAUAUGUGCAUGGAAGCUUAACUUGCAUUUUUUCUGUAUUUGAGUAAAUGUACAGAUUCAAGGUGGUGGCAAGGUAUGGGAGCUAAUGGGCCAGAUAGGUUGUGAGGGAGGCCAGGGCCCUCUUUAUGUGGAAAGGAAUGUAUAAGAAGGACUUUAGGAAAUCAGCUAUCAGGGGGAAAUAUUCUGUCCUAGCCAUCUGUCUGACAUGCUAGUCCCCAACCCCAUUCAGUUCAGCAAUCUUCACCCCACCUUGCCAUCUGAACAGCCCAGGAAUAGUUUCGAACACAUGUUGAUGGCCUUUUUUGCCUUGAAGCCCUGAGAUUCUGCUAGUUUUUUAGGUGUUGCAUACAUCAAGUAUGUAGCUGUAUUUACUGUAGCUGCCAGCAACCUGCUUUUGUUUCCAAACUGCCAUGCUUCAUGCUGUGGUGUCAUAAUGUAGAGCAGCAGAGGUUAUGAGGAGGACUCUAAAGAUAUCUGCUCAGUUUGCACAGCACUUUGGAUCCCAGCCAUUGUCAACCACUGGUUUUGCUUGAGAUUCACCACAGAGAGAGGGUGAGAGCUGGUUUAUUUCCAUGUUAUGUUGCUGCAGCUGUCCCCAAUAGCCAAUAAAGUUGGGGUAUUGCUGUGGUGUUUAACUUUCAAGGCAGGAGAGAGAGAGAAUCUCUAAAAACAAAAGCUGAGGAAUGGCUUCCUUCAGAGGCUUGGCAGUGGCUGAGUUCUCAACCACCAAUGGCAGAGCUUUUUCUGAGGAAAUUGGUAAAGCUCAACUCUGCAGGCUCCCAAGCAAAGAGCCCUUUCCCAGCCAUCUUACAUUCACCCCACAGCAGGACUCCCCAUGGAAUUGCUGCUGCAGCAGCAACAACUGCACACCCUCCUCCCUCCCUGUUGUGGGUGAACCUGAAUGUGGCUGUUGGCCCCCAGCAGCACCCAUUUGCUUUGAGAGAAUCUCUUCUGGAGGCACCCAGGUCUCCUAAGGAGGCAGAGCCCCUCACUCUGUGCUGAUGAUGACUGACAUGGCAGGCCGUUGAACGUUAAUCUUGUAUUUUCUGUUUCUCCCCCUCCCAAGCUUACUUGGAUAGCCUUGAAGGUAAUGACUGAAAAUGCCCAGCAUUUGGGCUCAUGAGCUUUUCACUUUCAUUGCAAGCCAAGGAGAGGGUCUGUCCAUUUUGCUAGAGCACACGUGGGUUGCAUCCUGCUGUGGAGCGUGCAUGCCAACAGUCCUGCUUUGUUAUGAAUGGCAACCUGUCCCUUAUGAAAGGGGCACAUUUUUAGGGCCUUGCCUGGCAUCACAGAAUUUGCUGGGGAGGGAGUUAGACUUGGGGUGCAUGCCAAAGGGAGAGACCGCAAAUCACUGCAAAGCAAGGAAGGACUUCUACAAGUAGCUAAAUAGGUUAAAUUUAAAGUUGUUAAAAUCAUGAAGUCUAAUUUAAUUUCCUUAGCUUUUUCGUUUGUAUGUUUUUGCACUCAAUGGCCAAAGCUCUGGAUGGCAGGGAAAGAAACUGGCUCAGAAACAGCCUGCCCAUUUUCCUUUAAGUUUAUAUAAUUGAAGUGGGCUAGGUGCUUUUAAAUUUAAAAAUGAAAGCUGAAAAUUCAGGGAAGUCGUCUGGUCCCUGGAAGCCCACCUCCAGUUUGGCACACUGGCCUUCCAUUCCUACCAUUUCACAGGCACACAGAAUUUGCCAAGGAUGGGCCAGAAUGGGGGCCUGAGUCCUCUCCUAUCCCCUCUUUCCCAGCACCUUCUUCCUUCACCUACAAGUGUGGUGACCCCCUAAACUGCUCCCCAUACGGAGAACGUACCAGUUUGCUUCCUUGAUUAGGAGAAUUGAGAGAGAACAUCAUCUGGCAGCAGUGCAGAUUUGGCAAUUUGCGGGGAGAGGUUCAAGCACAAUUUGGCGGUGGGUUAGGGUAGAGCAGCGGGGAGAGAUUCCUCAGUCACAAACACCAACAGUUCUGUACACUUUGCUGGUUUAGAGGCACUCCACCCCCAAGAGGUAGCUUAUGCGGCCAGGAAACUAGGAGUGGCAGCUUCAUCUUGUCCAGUUUCUCCAUUCAGUGAUCCAUGUGUCGGACAGUAGGGGCUAGAUCAACCAUUGGCCCAGUCUAGCAUGGUGGCAAGCCUUGUGUGUCAAGUAGGCACAGAGCCCACUUUUUCUGUGUGGCGCUGGUUUACACAUAAUACUAAGCCAAGGCUCAUGGCUUGUUCAGUGGGCUCUGUGCUUGUUCCUCUUGGCUCCAGGCAGAUUGGAAACCCUAAUUGUACAAUGCCAAGGGAAGACAGGCGUCAGCUCUCCUGUGCAUCAGCUGUUGGGUAAGAGAAUGAAAGCCUGCUGGAUCAGCUGCUCAGGGCUUGCAGACCACUUUGUGCACGGGUUCUCCGGUGCAAGUGGGAUAACCCUUAUGACAUCAUUUGAUUGGCAUCACCUACCUGUCAGAGUUGGUCCAUGGGGGCCUGGCCCACAGAGCUGGAAAUGUUGUCCACCUUGCAUUGGAUGCUGCCCAUUCAUGUUAAACAUGACCAACCGCAUAGCAUGUUUGAACCACCCCACUAUUAGGUUGAAAAUUGGUGAAGUAUUUGGCCUAGUGUGCAGGUUUGUGUGCUUUCUCUGUCUCUUACACGUGCACAAUAAAUGGAAACCGCGUCUUAGAGAAGAUUAGAUUUUUUAAAAAAAACAUUUCCCCCCCAUACUCUGAGGAGUAAUUGAAAUAUUUUUGUCAUUGUCCAUAGAAAGCACUCUUAAUUGGGAAACGUUAAUAUUUGCUAAAAGUCCCAGUCCAGUCAGCUUCCAGUUUGUGGAACAUACAUGUGCACCAUCCAGAGAUGACUAACAGGUGUGGAAGGCCUGCCACAGAUGAUCCACCUUGCGUUGAGAUACAUUCUGCAUUUUCAGGGCAGAGCCUUUUUUGCAUAUUCAGCUGCCCAUCCUCAAGGGAUUGAGCUGCUUUGUGUGGAGAACUAGUGGAGGGGACGGGGGUUAAGGGUAACAAGGAAUGGAAUUUAUAGAUGCAAUCUUUCCCCCUAUUAUGUGCCUUGCUUAGUAAAAGCAGGAGGGUACUUUUUCUGUUAUUGCAGUGAAAGUCUUCUGUGCCCAUCUCUGGAUUUUCCCCUGAGUGACUGUUAUUUUUGCCCUUGGGAGCGCUUCAGCCUCUCUCUCUCUCUCUCUCUCUUUCUCUCUCUUCCCCUUGUAGUAUGCACUUUAUAAAAAGAUGAUACAAGCUGCCAUCCUCAUCCAGAGCAAAUUCCGAAGCUACUACGAACAGAAGAAAUUCCAGCAGAGCCGGAGAGCUGCUGUCCUAAUCCAGCAGUUCUACCGCAGCUACAAGGAAUGUGGGAAGAGGAGACAAAGUCGCAGGACGGCUGCUCUCGUGCAGCAGAAGCUCAGGUGAGGUGGGCAUGCUGGAGAAGCUAGACAGGGCAAGGGCUAGUCCUCACUGAUCUUGGGCAGUCCUCCACCCACAUUGACUUGCCAGCCAAUACCAGGCAGAGUGGCUGGCUGGAUGGAAGGGGGUGUAAGGCAGAGAUUGAUGCUUAUGCACUUGAGUAAAAGAAUAAAUUAUGCACUAAGGAAACCUAGAUUCUGCCCUCCCCCCCGAUGAAUCAAGCAAAUGCAUAGGAACAAACAUUAUUGCUCUCAGAAGCCACGAUUCUGCAUCUGUUACCGAAGAGUGCCUGCCAGCUCACAAUUGGAAGGGCUAAGAAAGGCAAGGGGCACUGAUGGGCAAAGGGACAAAAGGGCAGCUCAGAUAGGUGGGGGCUUUCUAAUGCAAGGAGGCUGCAAGAUCGGUAAGUACAACAGGAGGGUGGCAUUCAGUCAUGAAGGACAGAAUGACUCAAUAUGCAUCAAAGCAGGUGGCUGAAUAAUUCUAGCCAAAGGCCUUGUAGGAAGAAGACCCAUGUUCAUAAAGUGUUUUGGUUUUUUAUAGUUCUUUCUAAAAAUAAAUAUAUUAAAAUUUUCUCUAAUACAGUAAAAUUACAACUACAAAAGAUACAAACUGAAUAAGUAAAAUAUAGAGCCCUCACUUAAAAUUAAUUGUUAGCCUUACCACCCACAGAGGACAGCAGCUCCUCCCAGCUCUCACCUGGGAUCUUUCCUUUCUCCUCCCAGCUUCUCACCCUGAGAGACUGACCUUUCACUCUCUCUCACCCAGGGUCCUCCACUGACCAUUGACCACCCCAUCAGUAUACAGUCUUUGGACCUUAAUAAAGGCUCCAAACAUACGACUCCAGAAAAGGAGGAAAAACAAAGAAUAAAAACACACACAAAAAGGGACAAUAAAAAAGAAAGAAGAGAGAGAGAGAGAAAGUAAAACAGACAAAAUAAAAAGAAACAUUAGUAAAAAAAAUACAUGGAGUGUUUUGUCAGACAGCCUCCCUUAUUAUGAGUAAAAGUGCUAAAGUUUUUACAGACAUCAGUUUGGACAGUCUCCCUCGUAGGAGCAUUAAACUGCUCUAUAUACCACAGGCAGGCAGUUGGUCCAUAUAGCUCAGUACUGUUUGCACUGACUGGCAGAGUCUCUUCAAGGUUCCAGAAAGGGGAACAGAGUCUUUCCCAGCCAAACUGGAAAUGUCUGGGAUUGAACUUGAGAUCUUCAGCAUUGAAAGCAGAUGCUCUACUACCACUUACUUAGAUGGCCUUUUCCCCUCCCCACUUCCUCCUUGGUGUCUCCUGGACCCUGAUGUUCUCCUCCUUCCUUCCUUCCUUCCUUCCUUGCAGAAGCAGCUUGCUCACCAAGAAGCAGGACCAAGCUGCUCGCAAGAUCAUGCGUUUUUUACGACGCUGCCGCCACAGGUGAGACAUCACCAGCAUUCAGUUUCUAGGUGUGCCCUCACCAAGAUUCCUAGUUGGGGGCUACAGACCAAGGAUUGGAAGGUAGUGGGGACAAUCACAUGGGUGGCUGCAAAUGGUUGUGGCAAGAAACAAAGUUCAGGUGCUCCCCAGAGAAUUGGAGCCUGGUUGGAUCAUGAGUGUUGGUUUGUCCAUGGAUGUUGUCCAUGGGAAGCUGACUUGGGCCUCUGAGGGCAAAGGCAGGCACAACACUCUUGGCUGCAGCCACGUGAACCUUUGCCUACAGUGUAAAUCUGGGUAAAUCAACUCACUGUUGAGUGCUAGAUCUGCUCUUGGUUUGGACCCUCUUACAUGCUUCAGGGAGCUGCCUGCCUUUAAACAUAUACAGAUGUAUACUGUAUGUUUGUAUUAGUGGUUCCCUAUACCUUAAAGAAAUAUUAAUGAUCAUUUCAAAAAUCAGAUACUAAACUGCCCUGGCAGUUUAUUGUGUGGUUGAUGCUUUGAUGAUGUGGGCAUGGUCAAUAGGAACCCAGCACCUUUCCUGACAGGCUCAAUGUCUGCAGAAAUGGUUUUUUAGGUUCAAAAAAGCCCCCUGUGUUUCCCUCCCAGGACAGUAUAAGUCUGUGGUAUCCCCAGGUAAGGCAAUAGGACAUGCUUCUGUGGGAUCCAUCCCAAGAGGACUGUCAGUCCAAGCAGUGGGGUGUAGAGGGGGUGCUCCUGUUGCUUCAGGAUGAAGAAAGGCCACAUGAAAUUUCAGAGUUUGGCACAUGAGGAGGGGAAGGCAAGAGGAAAGUGACUGGGUGGAUGUGCUAAGAAGGAACAGAAGGGGAACUAAGAGCUUUUCUGCAUAUGACCCAGGAUAAAGUAUGUCAUUUCAGAUUUAGGACUAGUUGGGUGAUGCUGGAAACUGCAGAGUGCAAAUGAGUGCAACCAACAAAGAUUGUGGGGUUUGAAUGGGCAGCCAAGCUUCAGGUAGAAUUGCUGCUAGGCUGGAAUUGUGCACGUCACCUGCAGUUUGGGCUGGGGUGGUGGGAAGUCACUUAAGUGCAGAAGCUGUCUUAGGUUGACAAGCCUUUGUAUGAUGCCUUCAUGGCUCCCAGCAACAGUUCAAAGCUGCUCAAGGCAAUGAGUCUGCAACCCUAUACCCACUUACUUAGAAGUAAGCUCCACUGAACUCAGUGGGGCUGGAUCUGUAGAAUCAUAUUGUUACCAGCUCCUUCUAGCUGAAACGGGGCCUUCUUAGUCUUCAAGUAAGGCAUAUUCUAUGAUUUUUUUCUUUUCUUGUGCACAGAGAGAGCAACAGGUUUUGUGGUACAUAAAAGCACUUUUCAGUCUCAGACCAAGAUGCUUUAAUGGUUAUAGCAACUAAUGAGUGUGCACAUUUUUCAGGAAAUACAACUGAGGAAAUGAGUUUUAAAACUAUUGAGUUGUGCCCUGCUCAUAAUAGACCCAUUGAAAUUAAUUGCCAUGGCUCAAUUUGUUACCUUAAUUUCAAUGAGUGUACUCCGAAUUGGACUAGCAUUAGAUACAACCCAUUAUUGAAAUCAGUAAUGCAGGCCUCUUCAACCCCCAUAAAUUUGCCUGAUCCCCUCUUAAAGCCACUGAAGCCACAUUUGGUAGAAUCAGAUUCCACAAGUUAACUACAUGCUGUGUCAAAAGUAAUUUCUUUUUCUGUCCUGAAUCUACUGCCCACCAAGUUCAGAGUGACCCCAAAUUAUACUGUUGUGAGAGAAGGAGAAGGAAGGAAAAACCCCUGACUAAUUUCACCCCAUCUCAUCCCUACCUACUUCUUACUCUUCUGUUAUCUAAACUAAGAAGCCCCCAAACAGUACAGCCUUUGGGAUAUUCCAACUAAGCUCUUUUUAGAGUAAAGGUAAGGGUAAAGGUACACCUGACCAUUAGGUCCAGUCGCGGACGACUCUGGGGUUGCGGCGCUCAUCUCGCUCUAUAGGCCGAGGGAGCCGGCAUUUGUCCGCAGACAGCUUCCGGGUCAUGUGGCCAGCAUGACUAAGCCGCUUUUGGCGAACCAGAGCAGCACACGGAAACGGCGUUUACCUUCCCGCCAGAGCGGUACCUAUUUAUCUACUUGCACUUUGACGUGCUUUUGAACUGCUAGGUUGGCAGGAGCUGGGACCAAACAACGGGAGCUCACCCCAUCGCGGGGAUUCAAACCACCAACCUUCUGAUCGGCAAGUCCUAGGCUCUGUGGUUUAGACCACAGCAUCACCCACGUCCCCUUUUUAGAGUAAGCUCAUGUAAAUUAAUGAACCUUAGUUAGUCAUGCCCAUGAACUUAAGUGGGUCUACUCUGAAUAGGACAGAGAGUUCUGGAGAAUUCAAAGGUUUGCUUGGUCCAUUCUUAUUAGUCCUAACAAAAAGACCCCAAUAUUAUCUUGAUGUAAUAACCAUCUCUUGUAACAGUAGAAUUCGUGGACAUCCAAUGAAGCUGGAUGUUAGAGGAUCCAGGACAGACAAACAAAAGUACUCCUUCAAACAGUGUAUAAUUAAACUAUGGAAUUUGUUCCCAUGGGAGGCAUUGAGGGCCACAAAUUUGGAUGGCUUAAAAAGAGGAUUGGACAAAUUCAUGGAAGAUAAGGCUAUCAGUGGCUAUUAGCCAGUAUGGUUAUGCUCCGCCUCCCCAAUUGGAGACAGUAAUACUUCUGAAUACAAGUCACUAGAAAACUGCAAGAGGGGAGACUGCUUUUAAGUCCUGCUUGUAGACUUCCCAUAACCAUCCAGUUGGCCACUGUGAGAAUAGGAUGCUGGACUAGAUGGGCCACUGGCCUGAUCCAGCAGACCCUUCUCAUCUGAUGUCUUUUGUUGUUUAACUGGAUACUAAUUCACUUGUAUUGCCAUCUCUGCUCCAUUUACUCAAAGAACCUUUGUUUGACAGACUUUGUUAAAAGAUUUUGGAGCUCCAAAUAUAUACUACCUUCAAAAUAACCACUGCCCAUGUAUUAGUUGGAAACAUUCUGGUUUACAGGAGUUGCUCCCACAAUGACCUCUGUGUUUGUUUGUGUAUUUUGUACCAUUCUUCCUACCAUAUGUGAGGGCGAGAUGCAAACCUUCCCCCACCCCCCAAAAAUAAAACUCUUAUGGAAGGGACAAAUGGCGAUAUGACAAAGCAAAGUGGUAGCCUCUUUAGCUUGUGAUAGCCUGACUCCAAGGGCUCAUCAACACUUCCACUUGUCUCACUCCUUUCCUACAGAAAACCCACUGCCUAGCUCUAAAUCAGAGCAAACUUCAGUCCAGACAAAACCCAAAUUGCACUCCCAUUAAGUGCUAAAGAGCGGUUUUCCCCAGAGGAAAGCAGCGGAACAAGAGGAAGUUUGGAUAAGCCCUGAAUAUGCUUUGAACUUGACAGCACUUUUUAAGGAUGUACACCAGGGGCUAGCAGGUUACCAAAUGGCAGUCCAGAUGUCAUACCUGUAGCCCCAUCUGCUGGUGUUUCUUCACAUCCUGUGCACAGGAAAUGACUAGUUUGGCUUUGAAACAAGUAAUAAGGCAUGACUAGCUUUUUCCAGCAGAAAACAUCUCAGGUGGCAAAACGGCAUAUUGGGAUCAAGAAGCAGAGGGAAGGGGGCCCUUUGGAAAAGUGGCCAGCACCCUUCUGUUGAAUCUGUUGUUAAUCAGAAUUUUGAUUCUGAUUAAUGGAUUUUCAUUACUUAAUUUGAACCUUGGUAAGAAAGUGAAGUUUUGGUCAGUGAGCCAAGAUGGCUACAAGGUUUUGACAACGGCUUGGAUACUUCUUGCUGCGUUCGCAGCCCACCAUAUCCCUGGGGUUACAGUUAAGGAACACCUUCUUUCUGAUUAUCACAAAGUCUUUCUAAGAAAACUUGUUCUAGUCUUCUGAGUCAGAGAAGGAGGGUCUUGGAACCUCAAUGCUACUUCCCACCCAGCUCCAAUAAAAUAGACCCACCUUUGGGUUUUGCUCAAUAUUGUAUGGUGCUACUCAACCAGCCCCACCCUCCCAGCAUGUAGGUUGUUGCAAGCUGGCCCCUGAGAUCUGACACCCCCACCAUGGCCACCCUCUCCUCUCCCUCUCCCUUCCCCAGAGCAGGCAGCUUGCCUAUCCUCCUUGAUCUGAAGCUGUUGAAUAAAAGGUGUCUACCUGUUGCCAUCUAUAUGCUAAUAGCUCUUUGCUAUCGUUUUGCGCAUCUGAAGCCCUCUGGUGGACCAUAGGCGGUACAAAAGGGUGAGUUUAGCUGCCUGCUGGACUGUUUCUCUUCCAUUUAAAAUGAUAUAUCUAUAUAUAUCUCACUAUAUAUAUAUACAUAUAUACACACACAUAUAUAUGUCUCUCUCUCUUUGCUUUCUGCUUGCUUGCAUGGGGCUGCAGCUGAGAUGAUGACCAUGAAGUUUCACAUCCAUUGAAUUCUCUCUGAAUCGGGGAAACUGACCAUGCCACAACUAACUGUUGCGGUUACUAACACCGCUGCUUCGUACUACCUGCAGUAGCUGUUACAGAUGCAUGAACGGAGCAGGGGUGGGGAGGGAACACUCCUGUCCAUCCAUCAUGGGGCAUGCUGAUCAAUGAGAGGGAAUGGGGCAGAAAUCUCUGUCCCAUGGUCCCCCACCCCCAGUAGCAGCUGUACUGAGCCUACCUAGCUACAUUCUCUGUGGACGGUAUCUGCUUCUGUCUAUACAAAAUUGCCCAUAGCCUGAAAGCGAGGCUCCAUCCAGCGCAAGGCCUCAAUACUUUGUUGAACAGACUUUCUCCUCUUCUGCCAGGAGGGAAGAAAGGAGUGAGAGCUUCCUGCUCUAGCCUAGGAAGCGCUGGCUCUCAGCACUUCAGGCCAGGAAUCAGGAACUGGGGUUCUGGGGGAUGAGGGCUCAGCCAAGUUAAACAUCAUGGGUGGGCGGCCCCUCUAAAGGCACAGGAUCCGCCCUUGCCGUUGGCAGGUAGUAUGAAGUCUAUGGAUUUGAUGAAUACUGAUAGCCUAACCGUAGCUGCUGUCUACUGUAGUUCAGAAUCUGGGAGAAGCCCCCAGCCUGGAUCAGGCAGCCCAGGUCUGACCUGAGAGCAACACGCACAACUGCAUUGGCAUCAUGCAGGCUCUCUUUUCCUUCCAUGUCCUUACAAAGCUGACAUCUUGCUCCAUGAAUGACUUCUGAAAGUCAGUGGAAAUGUAGGGGCUAAAGAGUGGAGGGCUGGAUGUGAGCUGCUGGAUUGCAGGACUGGGAAAGAGACUCAGCAGAGCCCUUGCUGCCAAUCAGAGCAGGCAGCACUGAGCAGCAAGGAGGAUCCACUGCCUGACUUACAAUCAGGUAGUUUCAUGUGUCUGGAGCAGGAGAGCACAUGCUUUGCACGCAGAAUGUCCAUCUCCAUCUCCAGCAGCAGCAGUGCUGGGGAAGACCCUGGAGGACCAAGCACCUCAUCUUACCUGCUUUUCUGCACAGUUACAGGUUAUGCUGUCCUUGUUCCUCAUUUGUUGUGGGGUCUGUUCUCCACCCAGCCAAUCUUGCAGUUUGUUGGGCAUCUUGUUCUUGGGACUGCCUCAGAUAUGAGAUUUUAUUUCAUAUAUUCUUUUAGUUAUAUCAUUAUUUUACAAUGUGAACCAUAUCAGAGUAGCCAGCAAGAUUCAAUGGCAACUUUCCUCCUCGAAGCUGGCAGCAGCGAUGAAGAAAAUCAUCCUUAAGAUUUCUUGUAUAGCUUUCUUUCCAUUCUCUGCUGAGUCCUUUAGUGGCUUAAUCAUGGGGUUUGUCCACAACUGAGCAUUAUUGAGCUGUUAAUGCACUUCCCCCCCCCCCACCCCACAUUUGAAUUAGUCCACGGCUGCAUAUACAUGAAUUUGCCUAUGAGGAAGAACUUUUAUCUUUCUUGUUCAUGUCAGUAAGCAUUCCCUUUUGCGUUUUUCCCUGCCUUCUAAUUUGCUGAUUCAGUUGUGCCGAAUAAAUACUGACAGGGCAUGUGUACAGAUAACUGGGCAGGCAAUUUUUAAUUCUUAGCACACACUUUUGUAGCUUUCUGACUUUGUGCAAAUCUGAAGGAUCAAAAGAAAAUAUCUAAGGCCAGGAAGGCUCCUCCUAAGGCUCCUCCAUUCAGGAGUGUGCCAGAAAAGAAAACAAUUGUAUGUUUUCAGCACAUACUUUGAGAUUAAUACUGUUCAGUAUUUGGUGCAGAUUUGUGUGUGUGUGUGUGGUUUGGUUGUACAGUUUUCUGGUUUUGUGCAAAUUUGAGAGAUCAAAAGAGAAAAAACCACACGGCUGUACACCAUUCGGGAGUGCAGUGAAAAUAAUUAAGAAUAUGACUGGAAAAGAAAUGAUAGUAUUGAGAUAGUACUGAGCAUGGAAAGGUGAGUAGCAGAAAGUGAAAAUAGAUCCGCCCACCCCUAAAUAAAUAGUUUGCAGUUCCAAGUGCAGUAGUUUGGAGCCCAAUUUCCACUAACGUCACAUUCCCCCUGUGUUGGGAAAGGAUUGGUGUUUGAGGGUAACAUCAUGUGGAUAAUACAAAUUAAAUGGGAAAGCAAACAGCUGCAAACACACAAUAAACUCUGGUGUGAACAAACCCACUGAUGUUUGUCCAGAAAAAGCCCUCUCCUCAAAACAAAACAAAACCACACACCCCACAACAAUUCUGAAAGUCUUACAUCUCAAGUGGUGACCGCAUCUUCCCAGAAUAUGUCUUCCUAUCCUGUUGCAGGUGUUGAGCUUGUCACAUUUCUUUCUAUGGCUGUCUAGUAGGAGUUUAUUAGCUACAUGGUAGUUUUUUAAUUGGAUUAAUAGCCAUUCCCUCUACUCGGGGAACUCUUUGGCAUGUAGUUCUGUGUUGGAAUCCUAAAGUUCCCCAGCAAGAUAAUUUCUCAACGCCACCAUCAAAACACCGUCAAAUAAAGUAUUUCUCAAGAAACUACUGGAAAGAUGUGGGUUGUGGCUGACACCAUUGUGUGUGUAUGGCUUCACAAUCCAGUGGUGGAAGUGCAUGGAUGCUGAGCAAAUGGAAGUCUGUCCACUGCCUCAGUACUGUGGGCAAGGAAGCCUCCCAUUCACAAAUGCAAGGCUGGACUGAUGCAGAAGAAUUGCUUUUGAAAGGGGCUGGAGAGUCACCUCACACCUAUGUGAACACACUUUGUAACAAGUGUGUGUGAAUGGCAGGGUCUGUUCACUGCGGUGUGGACACCGGUUUUGGACAGUGGAACCCAUUUUGAUGCCAUUUGACUCUCCCGUUACAAAAUCUACUGGCACAUUUGGUAAUGGUGAGGGAGCUUUCCCUUUUAUACAAUACCUUUAAAACAGUUGUGUGCUGCCGAGCUGGGAUUUGAAAAAAGAAAAAGCAACAUGUUUGUUUACUGAUUGUCCCUUAAGUUUGUUGAUGAUGCCAUGUUUGGUAUCCUACAGUAAAAAAUGCCACUGCACCACCUCAUUCUCUCCCUUCGCCUGGCAAUUUUUACAGGGCUGCAAAGUGAGGAGAAUUCCCAGCGUGCAAGGGGGACGUGGGGUGUCUCUCAGUUCAGCUAGGCCUUAAAGGUAAAGGGACCCCUGACCAUUAGGUCCAGUUGUGACCGACUUUGGGGUUGUGCGCUCAUCUCGCUCUAUAGGCUGAGGGAGCCGGCGUUUGUCCGCAGACAGCUUCUGGGUCAUGUGGCCAGCAUGACUAAGCCGCUUCUGGCGAACCAGAGCAGCACACGGAAACGCCGUUUAUCUUCCCGCCGGAGCGGUACCUAUUUAUCUACUUGCACUUUGACGUGCUUUCGAACUGCUAGGUUGGCAGGAGCAGGGACUGAACAACGGGAGCUCACCCCAUCAUGGGGAUUCGAACCGCCAACCUUCUGAUCGGCAAGUUCUAGGCUCUGUGGUUUAACCCACAGCGCCACCCGCGUCCCUAUCAGCCUGGCCUUAGAGGCAUGAUAAAUAGCUUCAGGAUUGUGUCCAUGGAGCAGCCCCAUAGCACAGCUUGUGAAGGGAGGUGUUAGGACAGCUGCUCUGACAGGUAGAAACAGUUGCUGCUAGGACUAGGCACCUAGGGGGUGAGCAAAGAGAAAACUCACAGUGCUGAUGAGAGAGGGGGACAUGAGAGUCCAGAGCCUGGGGCUGACUCAGAAACACAUAAAGGCAGGCACAGUAAGAGAGAGCCCCCCAAAGUGCUGAGAGGGAGGCCUUGCGGCAGGAGGCAGAGUCUUUCCUAGUAGUAAGUGCAGGCAGCCACUUCCCAACAAAAGCCAUGAAAGCUGCUACAUUUGGCCAUCAGCUGAGCAUCUGUAAUAUGGAUCUUUGCUUUGCAAAGGAUCUUGAUCUGACAGCUGACCUAAAAGCAUUCUAGGGGAUGAACCCCAAAAUACCAUUUUAGUUAUUCAACUAUGUUCUAUUUAGGCGGGUGGAGGAGAGUCCAAUCAGGUCCUUCAGUAAUUUUGCAGAUUUGUCGAAGGGAAGCGAGAGCUUUAAUCUCACUGGCAACCACAGGGCACUUCCACACAAAUCAGCACCAAAUCUGGACCUGCCAUGGCGCACCAACCCUGUAAGAUAACCCAGUAGCAACAGGUGUCCCAUUCUCUUUUUGUCUCUCCCUCUCCUUGCUACCAACCAUGUAUGUCACUUGGGGCAUAGUAUAGGAUUCCCACUUCUCUCUGUUGAUCUCAGGAGUAGGAAAACAGCUAGAUGAACUCCCAUGUCUCCUACUUGACAAUUCCUGCCUUCCCAGGCGCCUUAACAACAGUUGUAUAGUCCAAUGUCGGGAGAUGGAUCACCCGCCGUUGAAGGUAUCCAGGAUUCAGAAAAGCCCAGGAAUCCAAAUCAGCAGUUUUAUGCAAAAUGAAAAUAUAAAAUAGGGAGUGAAUAUGCAGAUCAAAAUGGAGAUAAAAACACUAUGCCAGAAUGUUGGAUGAUGAUGAUGAUGAUGAUUUUAUUUAUACCCCACCCAUCAAAUAAGUUUUACUCAGCAUAGGCUGUUGUUUCUACUUCUGUGUAAGCUGCCUUGAGUCCCUGUCAGGGAAAAAGGUGGGAUAUAAAUAAAUAUAAUAAUGAAAAUUAAUGGUCCUAACUUAGCCAUGUCUAUUGUUUCAAAUGGAUCUACUCUGCCUGGGCAUUCUGAGCCAGGGACAAAGGUGUGUGGAGGUGAGGAAUAGGAGCCACCUGUGCCAUGGUCCGUCCCUUCAGGGAGAAUUAGGUGGUUGCAUGUUCAGGUGGCUUUGGGCACCUGUUUUUAGCAUGGUUCAUGUCAGCCCAGACCCACUCCUGUGCCUCCACCUCCUCCUCACGUUGCAACCCCCAGGACUUCUGCUUCAGGCGGCCUUGACCAUCUCUGCUACUUUGAUUUCCCCACAAGAGCAAACGAGAGAGAGCUGCUGCUGCUCUGCCCUCCUAUACAAGGCCACACCUGCUGCGGCUGCGGCUGCCGUUGCUGUGCAUGUGCGGGACACACAUCUCUGAAUGCUGCUGCUGCUCCUUCCCAGUUGCCAUGAGAAUUUGUACAGCCCCCAUUCACCUCACAGCACAAAGCGCUCACACAGCUGGCCUCUUUCAGUUAGAAGCUCUGAGGCAGGCCUAGUCUGGCUUCUCUUGUCCAGGUCUCUGUCCUGGUUCAGGAGUGGGCAAAUGCUGCAGCAGCUGCUUUUGCCAUGACAAGGAGUCACAAUGCAUAGGAAGAUUUUGAGGUUUGAAACCUGGGCCUAACCUAAUAACCCAUCCAUGAGUAUAUAUAUGUGUGUGCAUGCAUAAGCCUCAGAGUCAGUGUGAUCGGCUGGCUAGAUGAAGCCUCUGGAUUGGACAGACAUAACAUAAGUCCUGGGACUCUGGGCUUUCUUACUCUGCCUGCUCAACAGAGCACUACGGUCUGCCUGCUCCAGCUCUCAGUUCCAGUGACUGACCUCCAAGGCAUCUUUGGGCUUGAGAAUAUGCACUGCUGGUCUGGAUACAGGAAUAGCUGUCCACAGCUCUGACCUGGAGUGGAGAAGCCUUAGCUGGGAUCUGAUCUGUAGUUCAGCAUGGCUGUUUCCAGAGCUCCUGCAAUGGGGUUUCAUGGUUCCUCUGCCAGUGGUGACCCUUCCAUACUAGUGCAAUGGUGCUCUGGCACUGCCCUGUGAGCUUUGCACAGGAAUGGGGUCCUGGCCCCUUCACUUGCACACAGGGCAUUCCCUGGAAGCAGUGGAGGAGGGAAGCAUGUAGCUCAGCUGUGUGAGACAUUUCUAAUUGGGAAAGGGGUGGGGUUUCCCGCUGGCAAGGCAACACUGUCUUGGCCCCACAGCUUGGGGGCUGCUCAGGGAACAUCUGUCAUAGCUGUAUAAGGGGUUCCUUGCACUUUUGCAUGUCAAAGCAGGCUUAGCUGUUGCUGCCAUUUCAUGUUAAAGAAGAAAAAUGGGCAAUUGGCAAAAAGAUAUAUAUACUAUGUUCAGUGAGUAAGUUUCCUUAUAUGUACAGCCCUCUCAUGAAUAUGGUUGAAUAAAAAAGACCUCUCUAGCCAAAGUGUACAUCUUAACAGCUCCAUGAAGGACAUGUCUGAAGGGUUCCCACAGGCAAACCUUUCAGAGCUGCUGUUUUCACAGUUCUCUAUUGAAUGGGGGGUAACCAACAUGGUUCCCCCACCCAAUUUUGCUGGAUCCCAACUCCCAUCAUCCCUAACUUUUGGCUAUCCUGGCUAGGGGGAAUUGGAGUCCAAUAUUUUCUGAAGGGCAACCCAUUGGCUAUCUCUGCUGUGCAGCUUCCUCAGGUGCAAAGAUAAAUUUUCCAGAUCUGGGAGUGGUCCCACUGAUAGCAGCAUCUGUAUUUAAACAGGUUGUAGUAUAUUCAUUGCUAUAUUCAAUAAGGGUGACUGAGUACUGACAAUAGUGUGUUUUGGUAAGUAUGUCUCUUACUAUGUUUGAAACCUGAAUUAACCACUAGCCAUUUAUAUGUGACACUGGAUUUUUGGUUUCUUCUGAAGUCUCAUCAGUUUCCCAGUUCUUGUGCCACCUUGAGAGUGCAUAGUUAGAUGGUGUCUUUCUUUCUUUCUUGUUUAACCUGGACUUCUCAUGCCUUGGGCAAAUCCAGCAUCUCCCUGCAGCAUCAGGGCCUGAGAUCCAUCGGUGAGGUGGAAACAACACCAGGGAGAGACUUUCAAAGGUCAAGAGUGAGGCUAAAGAGAAUGGUGGAUUUGUUGUUGGAAAGCCAAUCUGGGGUUAAGCGCAAGAAAGCCACUCAAGGAGGCAGGACAGGUGGGAGCACAGAGAGAAGCCAGUAAUAGGAGCAGUAGGAGGAACUGUUGAGAAACUCUGAAAGGCUGGGAGGGAGGGAAACAGCCAGCAGACAAAUGCCUUUCACUACACAAAGAAGAGAGAUAGGAAGAGGAAGUUUGGCCUGGAAUUAGGCUGGGGAGGCCCUGUUGAAGAAGGGAGGGAGAAAGGGUUGCUGCAGCCCAGUUCUCACAAAGUCCAUGUGACUUAAGACACCCGUCACCACUUGUCUAAACUUGUCCAAAAGAGCAGGGAUGAGAAAAUAACGCAUCACAUGUGGUCUGCGUCAAGGCAGCCACAGCCACCAUUUCCAAAGUAAUCUUGUUCCGUUUGCCUCUUUCAGGAGCUGAAUUCUUUCGAAGUACAAAUCAGUGUGUUAAGUUGCAGGCCACAUGCUCUGGGGUGUCUCUCUUAUUGGGCCUUCUCUCUCUUUUUGCUUUGCAACCCAAAUGAGAGAUCUGGAAAAAGGGAGGAGCCCCCAUUUCCCAAAUUUCCCACGAGCCAUUACUGCUCUAAGAGAAACAGGUAACUGAUUCUAAAGUCCCACCCUGGGGCUCCACCCACUCCACUGCCACCCUCUGCUCCUUUUCCUUCACCGGUCAGUUUCUGACCUUUCGCAUUGCCCCAACCAGUUCUGCUGUCCACUUCAUCCAGCAUUUCUUUGGCUGGGCAUUUUGGAGUCCUCUGUGAUGCAAGACAGCUUUGCAAUGUGCUUUUUACUCACUCAGCCAUUUCUCUGCUCUUACAAAGUUAUUUUCCCCGCCUAACUAGACCUAACUCAUUUUGCUCACAAUAUCGUCAUCUGAAGUUGGGGUGGGGAGGUGGAUAAUUGGGCAGAGGGCUUUGUCCGCAGGUGGCUUUUCAGGGCUUCUGCUUCUGCCAUUGCUUCUUCAAUAUGUUAUGCAACCCCCUUGUGAUUCAUCAAAGAAAGCAGCAAAGGAAAUUCUCUGCUUGGAGGGGGAGUGAGGCAUCUACUUGGCAGCGGGGUGUGGGGGUGUGACCACAUCCUUUAUUGAAAGGAUGCACAGUGAAAGUGUUUCUAGUUUAAAGUUCUCAGCUGCAUCCAUAUCAUCUAAAUUGUAAAUGAAGCUUCUAUCCCACAAGUAAGAUGCUCUGGGUGCUACUGGAAGCAACCGCCCAACCCUCAUCAGAUUAGAAUGGGGAAAGGAGAUGGAAGAUCCCACUCAGUAUUCUGCUCUGUGUGGGGCUUGUUUAACUCUAUGGUGUCUGGAUGUCUGCCUCUGUUGUAGUGUAAUCUUCAUGCCUCGGGGUUUGACCACUAAGUGUACAAAUACCCACUCCACUUUUUAGACUUUUCAACUAAUCAGGGUGUUUUCAACUAUAUUUGAACCAGAUUUCUCUUGCUACUGUAUCUUGUAGUUGAUUCCUGUGCUUCUUCAUCAGUAAAUCACAGUGUCCUCCACGGUGCUUACACGGGUGUAAGUGUGAAUAGGAUUGCACAAUGAAACAUUGGAGAGAGUGGGUGGAAGGGAUAUUUUUAUGCCUAUCCAUUUGGGAGGAGAAACAUGCCAGUGUCUCCUAUUCAGAAUGGCCUAAGUGGUCUCCAAACUUCCUUCCUACUGCUGCAGAAGAUUGGGGGAUAGGUUUGAGGGUGUGCAUUCCCCUUCCAUGGAGUGCUGGCUAGGCCUGUUGAGCCUCACCACCAUCUCCAUUGAAAUGGUAGGAUAGUUCGAGAACAUAGCCAAGGUCUGCUGGGAUGGGAGGCCUUUUUCUGAACAUAUCCCAGAAAAGUCAAAGUGCUCUUCAAAUGUUUGCAGCUUAAUGUUUUUUGCAAAAUAAGAGAAAAUAGCAACACAAUCAAAAGCAAGUGGGAGCAAUAUUAGGAGAUUUGACUAAUGGUAUAUAAAUUUUGCUGAAUACGAUAAAUUGGAAUAUUGGGUCUUUUGCAAAACGGGGAGAAGUGUCUUUGCAUCAAGGAGGAAGGAGAGGAAGGAUGCGAUUUUGGCUGGUGGCGUCAUGGUUGUAUUGAACCUGCAAUUUCAUUAGCACUAUAUAUUAUCGAUUUAGUAGUCUGCACAUAGUUGUAAAACUGGAUAUAGUGUUUCCAACAAAGCAUAAAAUUAUUUUAAACCUACCUGUGUUUGAAACAGUUGCUCAAAGCAAGUUAGUAUCACUCCCCUGCCCCAGCACCAACACAGAAAAAGGGGCCUGAUCCAUCUCUAGCCCAACCUGGUUGCAGGCAGCCAGCAAGCCUAGACAGCAAGGAGCCACCCAUCUAUCGCCAACACAUCCAUUACAUCAAGUUGAGUCUGCACAGGUAUAUGGAGGUGAGGCUCACGUUAAAGGCCACUGUUACAUCUUGUCACAUCAGAAACUGCAGCUCUAGAGUGUACAUCCAUUUCAGCUAAGGAGCAUCACAAAGCUCUUAAUACCUCAAGAGUCAACAAUUGUCUAUCCAUUAAGUAGUUGGUCUGGUGUUUAAACCUCAGCAUUCAAGCAAGUCAGCCACCUGAUUUGGUCCCAAGGAAGGCGUUGUGUAAAUUUCUAGAUGACAUCUGUACUCGCGCAAAUGUGGAAUGUGGCGAGAAUCCGCAUGCAUUUUCCAGACAAUGGCAACUGGUCUCCACCAGUCCAGACACUGCAUGCUGAUGAUGACAGAUGGUGCCAACAAAGCAUGACUUGCAUCCCCUCCACUCCAGCAGAAGUGCUCUGUUAGCCUAGACUUUGCAUGACUCAGCAUGUCUGCAAAGGAGCCACCAGCUUCGAUUGAUCAUGCAUGUCCUCAAUGAGACCCCAUAGCAGGUGGGUCUUCUACCUCAGUGAAUGGGUCCACAAUGGGAAAAUGUGGGCUUUGCAUGGGAAAAGCACGCCUGGCCUGACACAUGUAUCUCCUCUUUCUGAAUUUAACAUGUCUAUUGCCUCAACUCACUGUGAACAUGGUGUGCCUAACCGGCCAGGUUGCAAGUCAAGAGAGAGGUGGGAAGACGCUUGACAAAAGGGCUUUGUGGACAGUGACAAGAACUAUAAAAGAGAGGGAAAGGUUUCUAGCUUCAUGGGGCAAAAAAGGAAAGGUCAUUCCAACCUCUGUCUUGGCCAAGGAGCCAGUUGGGAAGCCUGGCAGACCAGUGUUGUCUCCAACAGAGGCACAUAAAGAGAGAAAUGACAGGAUAAGUCCAUCACCAGGAAGAGUUACUCGUCUGACAAUUUCAGUUGGCGCUAGACAACUUGCCCAUGGCUUCAGCCAGUGGAGGUGCAUUGCCAGAUGAUAUUUUCAUCCCUUCAGCAUGCUCGCUGUCCAGCAAAGAUGGCCAAGCUGGUUGUGAGCAGGUUGUCUGAACCCACCUUGAAAUGAGCAUCAUUCUUGGUCUCAUGGAGAGUUCCUGUGCAUACCUUGAGAUCCUACAGCUGACUGCAACAGAAGGUUCAGGAGAAAGGCUGGUCUUUAUGUUGAACUUAUCUUGGCCAGCUUUUGACCAGAGGUGGGGCUGAGGGAGAGACAAGAAGCCCUUGCCAUGUUGCUACCACUACAUAGCUGUACAUUUUACAUGUAGCUGGUCUUUUUUACACAAAAUGCCAUGUGUCUGAAGGGGCAAUCCAGAUCAGGAACCUUGCUUGGUGAGCAGCAGGGAAUUUGGGCGAAAACACCUGUUUGUUUAUAGGGUCCUGAUUGGGAUCACAGCAGAAGGCAAAGGGUUAAAAGCACACAGACCAUUACGUGCUACCUACUGGGAUUCCAAUAUGGAUCAAGCACCACCACCUCUCUGGAUUUUUUUUUUAAUGUACAUUUAAAUGUUUUUUAUUUAAACAAUUCAUUUAUAUACUACUUAACUACAAUAGUCUAAGCAGUUUACAAAUAAGCAAUACAAAAAGUAUAAACCAGUUAAAACUAUAAAAUCAAACUUCAAUUAAAAGACCAGCUGGGAUUAAAAAAAUAUUUUUAGUAGAUGCCAGAAGUUCAGUAGGCAGGGGACCUGUCUGACUGCAAUUAGGAGUUUCAUAAAAUUGGGCCCACGCUAAAUGUGCGACUACAUGCAUCUGAGCCACAUGGGACUGCUAACAGUGAUGCCCCCCAAAGACCUCAGUGAUCGAACAGGGAUAUAAGGGAUUAGGCCAUCCUUCAGGUGUCUUGCAGCCAAAUUCUUAAAACACAUUGUAAAUUAAUACAAGAAUCUUGAAACUGGCCCGGUUGCGAAUGGGCAGCCAGUACAAACUUGAGCACCAGAGGUUUGUGCUGGCGACAGUCAGACCCCCAACAAGUCUAGCCACAGUGUUUGGAACCAGCUGAAGCCUCUGGACAAGGCCUGAGGGUAGCUCCACGUAGAUGCAUUGCAGUAAUCAAGUAUUGAGGCUUCCAAUGCAUAAAUCACCAUGGCCAGUCUGUCCCUGUCCAAGAACGUCUGUAUUUGACACACCAACAAGGCUGGUAAAAGACAUUCCUAGCUCCUGAGGCCUCCUGAGCUUCUGGGGACAAAGGUGGAUCCAUAAGCACUCCCAAACUGCAAACCUGUUAUUUCAGAAGAAGCAUAGCAGCAUCCAGAACAGGUGACUGGCAUAUAUUCUAGACAGGGGAACUACCAGUCUGCAGAUAGAUCUUCUGUCUUUUCAGAGCUCAAGCUAUUCUCCCCCCCCCCCCCCGCAGCUUUUUCCUAGAAGCUGCUUCAAAUGACACUUGCCUUUUGUGACAACUGGAUACAGUUAAUUUCUUUCUUUUCUUAAAUUAUUAGUGAAAUAUGGGAGAAAAAUGAUGUGGUUACUUCCUCUGCCAAAAAAUAACAGUAAAGAAAUGCAUAAUGCCUUUUCAUUUUUCACACCAAGGGUUUUGGAAACAGAAACGUCAUACCUUUCCCCCAUUUUCCCUUUUCUUUCAUUUCAGAGCGAAAGAAUUGAAAAAGGCCAAGGAACUUGAAGAAAGAGGCGGCGGCGGCAGCAUCCCGUAGCAAUGUGACAUUGCUUUUCAGACUGUUUUCAUUUUCUGUUUUUAGCAGAAACAUGCAACAACUACAAAAAAAAAAAUUAUUAAAAAAAAAAAGAAACUGACUGCAGUGCCGAGAAUUUCGGCUGCAGGAUUUUAAUGGUAAUGUUUAGUCAUUACAUUUGCACUUUCAUGGACAACUUUUAAUUUGUUCAGCAAGACAUCUUGGAACUCAAAUCUUUGGUUGGAUCAUGGGGGGGAAAGUGACACCCGGAAGGCGUUUUCAUGAGUUGCUUCGUUCCUCUCAAAUAUGAAAAAAAAGAGAAGCAAUUAAUUAUCCUUUUCAUAUAGGGCUGUAUUAAAACAAAACAAACAAUGUGUGGAACUGUACAAAUAAUAAUACCAAAAAAAGCAAAAACCCCACAACCCAAGAAUGCUAUUCCUGCACCUGUCAAUCAUCUCCAAGACCCGGAACCGUUGGGAUUCCCUGUGGAAAGGCGCUGCUCACCUUCCUUCCGUCUUGCGCGGGGCCUCCAUCUUCCCUCCUCCAUCACCUCCUUUGCACACCUGUGUCUUUUUGUUCUUCAUCGAAUCUCUCUCUGCAACUUUUUAGAUCUGCUGGUUUUAAAUGUAUCCCGUGGGACUUUUCCCAGAAAGCUGUCAGUGUUUUUAAGGCAAACGGGUAUUUUGCAAGAGGGUGGGGUGCGGGGCGGGGGAGAGAGAAGGGGUGAGCAGCUCAAGCAAAAAGAUCCUUUUGGUUCGGUGGUUUUCCUUUUUCUUUCUCUCUGUCUCUCUGUCUCUCUCUUGUGCUCUCUCUCUCUUUCUCUCUCUCUCUCUCUCUUUCUCGAGCCUUCAAGUAUCUCAGCUGCCAUAUGCACUUCUCAUAUUUGGCACUUUAUUUUCUGGCCUUACUUCACGCAAGAUUUUUACUUCUUUAAUAACAAUGAUGAUUUGUAAAGCAUUUUGGUAACCUGCAGACCUCUUGUUCGACCGAAGAGUCACAUGCAAAUAAGCUGACUGGACAUUUCUACCACCGAAGGGAGCGAGCAGUCGGGUGCUGCAUUCCGGCCAGUAAAUCUCUUGUUUUGGCUAUUUCAUCUCAAAAAAAAAAAAGAAAACCUAGGCAGUUUCUGUACAUAGAGAGAAGGUAGAAAUGGAAAUGAGAAAUAAAUAUUUGAAAGGGA